Podarcis lilfordi (Lilford's wall lizard) is the source of this 55491-nucleotide messenger RNA. NCBI's taxonomy places the organism in Eukaryota, Metazoa, Chordata, Lepidosauria, Squamata, Lacertidae. The record is from the annotation of a GenBank genome assembly.
UUCCGGGGCGGGGCGCCGGAGCCCCUAACUCCCGCCUUGGUAACCUUCAGAGCGGCGUGAGGAUGGCGGAGGCGGAGUCAGGAGGGAGGGAGGAGCAAGCAGCGGCAGCCGACGCGACGACGGCCGCGGAGGGAGCGCGAGCGCGUGACGUCGGGGGCGUGGCUUCUCUGGCGUAGUAGCCGCGGGCGUGAGGUGGGGCCAAGAGGCGAGCCCGGAGCGCCGAGGGAGAAGGAGCCCGCCAGGGGCGAGCGGGGUCGGCCUGCCUCGGGAGUCGCCGCCGCCGCCGCGGUCAUGUUUCCUCUCAAGCCCCCCAAGGCCACCUUCAAGUCCUACCUCUUGCCUCAGGUAAGGCGCGCGCGCCCCCCGAAGUCACUUUGGGUCUGAGGCGCGAGGAAGCCCCUUUCGGAGCUCCGGCUUGAGCUGGAGGGAGCCGCCGCCGCCCUCGCCCUCCUGCUGCUGCUGCUGCUGCUGCUGCUGCGCGCUGGGCUGCCCCGCGAGUCUGGGGCAGGAGCGAGGGCGCCCCGCCACCUCCGUGGGCCCCGUAAUAGAGCAGCGCAGCCCCUGUGUCUUGCAGGGGGGGUCCUAAGCGGAUGACGGACCGUCUGCAAAUCCAAGAAAUAACAGCGAUGAUAAUAGGAAGCCUAGAUUCAUGCAUGCGCGUGUUUCGAUGUCGUCGCUCGCCCUGGGACCUUAGAGUGGAGGAUGGGAAAUAAAUAAUAACAAUAAGUGCAAUUCGCACUGAGCUCAGUGGGACUUGUUUCAGUGGGUAUCAUGAUUUGGUUUGGUUUGGUUUUUUACAGCUGAAGUCACCCGCUCCUGUCUUUGCUUGGUGGGACUUGAGGAAACACUGAGUAAUGCACAAGUUUAAUAAUAAUAAUUAAUAAUAAUAAUAAACUGAUUAUUGCAGAAGUUGCUUAGCUAAACAUCCGCACUCUGAAAUGUAGCAGGUGCUCCAGUGCAGCAGCAUUCUCUGCACGUAUGGAAGCUUCCUUGGCAGCAAGUCAACUCCAUGGGCUGAUUUCUGGGGAAACAUGCGCUGGAGCAGGGCUGUCACCUUGCAGUCCUAAUGCAUUACUUUGCAAUGAGCCCUCUUCCCUCCUUUCCCUUAGUGCAACUUAACUUUUGAGGAAAGUGUGUCUAGGAAACCAGCUUGCAGUCUUGUGGGAUUGACUUUUGCGUUAACAUGUUUAGGAUUGCUUUCUUAUGCCCUGGUAAAGAAUGCUAUCCUACACAUACCUCUUCUUGGAAUAAGCCCCAUUGGGGUUUGAGUCUGUAUAGGCAUGCAUAGAAUGGCAGUGUGUGAGGCAUGCAGUUUGUUUUACUGUUUCCUCAGAAGCAAGCUCCAUUGUGUUCAGUCUGUGUGGGCUUGUUUGUUAAUAGCCUGAAGGAUCAAAGUACAGUGGUACCUCGGUUUACAAACUUAAUCCAUUCCAGAAGUCCGUUCUUAAACUGAAACCAUUCUUAAACCAAGGCACACUUUCCCUGAUGAGGCCUCCCGCCGCCGGUGCCCUUCCACCGUUCGGAUUCCAUUCUGAGACAGAGGUAAAGUUCUCAGACCAAGACACUAUUUGCGGUUUUACAGAGUUCGUAAACCAAAUCGUUCUUAAACUGGACUGUUCUUAAACCGAAGUACCACUGUAUCACAGUCCCACUUUCCCAGAAAGUGGGCUGUGGAGAUUCUAAGAACAAUUGUGCUAAUAAUUUUAAAUACAAUGUUUCUGAAAUAUAUACAGAGCUUGAUGGAAAACUCUUAUUUCAAGCAAUACAGUACUAAAAUUAUGCCAAAUUUGGAAGAAAAAUAGGCUUGUUGGUUCUGUAUCAUCCCCAUGAAAGUGACAGAAUAACACAUUCCUUAAAACUCACAACUAACUUCUUUCUUUUCUGUAAAGCUCCAAUUUUCUCCUGUAGUUAGUGAAAUGGGACAGCAGCCAAAUGGCUCCUUAAACCAAGGUUACAGUCGCCAAAAUGGAAUGUCUAGUUGCAAUUUUUGAGCAGGACGGCUCUAAAGUCUUGUUUUUCAAAUAAUGCACUGGCUGUGCUUGAUUAUCAGUUAAACAUCUGGCUAGUUCAGGUGACAACCUUGAACUAGGUUAAGAACUUUGAGAACUGAAAGAAGAAAAAUCACUUUAUCCAGGGACAGUCCACAUAUAUUCCCACCUCUUUUUCUUAAUGGUGACAAUCCCAUUCACAAUGUAAGAAUAUUCUUCACAACUUUGAGCAGGGCCGUGGGGUGGGGUAAGUGAAGAUAAGCUACAACAAUUGACUAUAAUGUUGUUCACUGCUUUUGCUCAGGCUUUACAGAAAAAGCAUUUUGGUUCAUGAAAUUCAUUCUGAUUGUGCAUGUAAAAUAUAACAGAUAGAAUUCUACAGGAUAUGGUGUGAAAACAGUCAAGAUCCAAUGAUCCCUAGACAUGCACCUCCAGAUGGUAGAGAUGUCAGGUGCCAUCCUGGCACCCAGGCAUCUUCACUUGGUUGCAAGUGGCCGAUAGCCAGGUGCAAAAUGGUGUCUGGCUGAUUUUGAGCACUGACAAGGAGCCAACAGUUUCAGGGUGAAGGUCAGGCAGACUGAAGCUCAGAAUGAACACAGACUUUAAUCUUUGAGAAUUCUUGGAAAAGAAGUGAUGUCCCUGCAGACUGGAGGUGUUGUCCCUAUCUUCAAAAGGGCGUGGGGAGACCCAGUAACUAUUGACUAGUGAGCUUGACAUCAAUUCCCGGAAAGGUUUAUAAACGACUUGAAUGAAGGAAUUGAGGGGAUGUUCAUCAAAUUUUCAGAUGACAUCAAAUUGGGAUGGGGGAGCUAAUGCCACAGAAGACAGAAUCAGGAUUCAGAAUGACCCUAACAGAUUGGAGAGGUGACACUAACAAAAUAAAUUUCAAUAGGAACAAAUGUCAGGUUCAGCUCUUGGGCAGGAAGAACCAGCUGCGCAAAUAUAAGAUGGGAGACACCUGCCUUGUUAGUAGUACAUGUGAAAAGUAUCUAGGGGUCUUGGUGGACUGCAGUGUGAUGCAGCAGCAAAAAAGCUAAUGCUGUUCUAGACUGCAUAAACAGAAUUAUAGUGUCCAGAACAAGGUAAGUAAUAGUACCACUCUACUCUGCCUUGGUCAGACCACACCUGGAAUACUGUGUCCAAUUCCGGGCACCACAAUUUAAGAAGGAUAUUGACAAGCUCAAACAUGUGCAGAGGAGGGUGACCAAGAUAAUCAAGGGUCUGGAAACUAAGCGAUAUGAGGAAAGUUUGAAGGAGCUGGGUGUGUUUAGCCUGGAAAAGAGGAGACUGAGAGGAGAUACAAUAGCCAUCUUCAGAUAUCUCAAGGGCUGUCACAUGGAAGUGGGAACAAGCUUGUUUUCUUCUGCUCUGGAGGGUAGGGCCCAAACCAAUGGCUUAAAGUUGCAAGAAAGGAGAUUCCAACUAAAUCUAUGGGGGCAAAUUCUGUUAGUUAAGAGCUGUUUGACAGUGGAACAGAUUCCCGAGGGAGGUUGUGGACUCUCCUUCCUUGGAAGUUUUUAAGCAGACGUUGGAUGGCCAUCUGUCAUGGAUGCUUUAGCUGAGAUUCCUGUAUUGCAGGGGGUUGGACUGGAUGACCCUUGGGGUACCUUGCAGCUCUACACUUCUAUGAUUCUUUGUCACCUCUUUUUGUGUAUAAUGCCUCUUUGCAUACUUCCCUUUCCCCAUUAUUUGGCAACUAGUUUAAAUAUGUGGCCUUCUUAUAUACUUGGCAAAAUUUGUAUUUCAGUGUUACAACAAGAAAUAGAGUUGUCUGGCUCUCCUCAGACUAUCCCUGCUUUUAAAUGUCCAGUUCAUAACUUGGAGGAAUGGCUAAUAAGUUUAUAAGGAUUACUUUAAUCACCUUUUUAUCAUUAGACAUUCUUUGCUGUUAGCAACUACUUGCUGUUAAUAGCUCAACAGGUACACAAUUUUAUAUCACAGUAUCUUGAAGUUGAAUAAAACCUGCACCUGUUAAGUGCUGAAGGCACAACCUCUAGCAAGACAAAAAAUAUCAACCCUGGAGCUACUUUAAAUUGCCUUCAAAGUACAACAAUUUGAGUAUAACAUUGAUUGUAUCUUGUAUUUCUUGCUUAUUUUUAAAUUUAGCUGUUUGUUAAACGAACUUCAGCCUGGACACUGAGAUCCAGCUCUGAAGUGAGAGGUGAGGAUACAUUGAACCAGGCAGAAGGCUUUUUUGGUAGUUGCUCCCGUCUUCCCACUAGAUGUCAAACAGAUAAACAGCUAUGUGAUUUUUAAAAGACAUCUGAAAGCAGGGAAGUCUGUUCAGGGAAGUCUUUAGUGUGAUGUUGUAUUGUGCUUUUACUAUUUUUUUUGUUGGGAGGGGCUGGGGCAACCCAGUCAGAUUGGCUGCUGAGUAAUAAUAAUAAUAAUAGUAAUAAUAAUAAUAAUAGUAAUAAUAAUAAUAAUAGUAAUAAUAAUAGUAAUAAUAGUAAUUAUUAUUAUUACUAUUUUUCUUAUUUUUUAUUAUAUAAAAAACUAGCCUGAUUUUUUUUCUUUUUAAAAUUCCUGUUUGAAGGAUUAAAGUUAAAAUGCUACUUGAUUCAUGUUACUGAGAGAUCUGAGGUUAAUUUUUUUGGUACAUCUAACUCUGAUACAGCCAAUUUAAACUGUAUUUUAAACAGGAGCUUUUUAGUAAAUGUGAAAUACCCUGCUUUCAAAAAUGAUUUGCCAUUAAACUUAAAAGUUGACUUCCUGAAGCAAAAAGGUGUUGGUUAGUGAAAUUAAAGGGUUGGGAGAAGUUACUAUUUUUUCACUGUGACAUCAGAUAAAUUGGUGAGUAAAGUAAAAACCCUUGGAGUGGGGGUUGCUCAUUUUUAAAUAGGGUGAGUCCUGUUUCAUACAUGCAUGGAUGGACACAACCAGAAAAUGAAUGGAAAAAGAAAAGCUGACACAUAUGUCUGUCAAACCUGCUUACCUACUUUCCCACCCUUAGGAGUGAACAAAAGUCUUCAACAGGGAGGGGAUGUUACCUCCCUUGCUUCCACCGCAUAGAGAGGGCCCUGGCAGUGUGCUUCAUCUGCCUCUGUCACUUGAGUUCUGUUGCAUCAGACAAAAGGCCAAUGUAGUUCAACUUAGUUCAACCAGAUGAUCUGGGAAGCGCCCCCCCCCCAAGAGCAUGAAGGCAAUAGCCCCCUUUUUCUAUUGUUUCCUCGCAAAUGGCAUUCAGUUGCAUACUGCCUCUGAAUUGUAUGGUACACAUAGCAAUGACAUUCCCUGGAACUCACUCUCAUGAUGCCAUCUCUUCUUGGCAGAUGAUAGAUCUUGUGGAAUAUUGUUUCUAAUUUUGCACCAUGUGACAACACCAUGUUGCUGUGGCAGAGCUUCUGAUGAAAACUCUCCCCUGAUAUCACAAAAAAUUGUGAAAUCUGCCAAUUAUCCAUUCCUGGAUCAAGGUUAACCAUCGUAAUUACUUUUUUUUAAAAAAAAAAUCUGUGUCCCACUUCUUGACAUAAAGCUUCUUCUUUUCUCCAUCGUGUUGCUAAUCAAAAUGAUUUGUUUUCCUUUUGGCCAAGCACAAUUGAAAUGCAUUUGCUUAGAUUUUUACUCAGUUUUGGAAUUAAGCUUUUUUAAAAGAUAGAUUUUUUAAAACCCUUGUAAGAACUGUGGAAGAAAAUGCAAAGAAAUAGAACAUGUGACUAAAAACAGCAUGCCAAAAAAUCCCAGUAAAAGUGAGGCUGUUCCAAAGGGCUUACACCCUCUUCUGAUGCCUGAGGAAGUUUUUUCAAAGCUUCAUGGCAUGCUUUAUGCUGCAACAAGGUGUCCAGGAGGGUUUCUCACAGGUGCACAUGCAAAGUUGAUAAGACUUCCCCUAUUAACCCACUUGCAUAGAAGCCAGUUGUUCUGAUACUGCAGAUAGUUGCCAGCCUUGUUGAAAGCAUAAUGUUUAUACAGCAGUGGUCAUGCACUGCAUUUGCUACAGACAGUUAUGUCUGUGCCAUAACAGUCUCAAAUUGAGAGCUAAGGGCGGCUACCUAUGUUUCUUUUAUCUUUCUUUAAUAUCCUCUCUCCUUCUCUUCAUUUGCUGUCUCUCUUGGUCCUUUUCUUUUCUUUUCUUUUCUUUUCUUCUUUCUGCGCGCAUACACACACACACACAUCACGAGAGCGAGCUAUGGGUUAGGUUAGAAUAUGUAUUUCAGACUAGGAUUCUACAAGCAAUUUAGAUUAGUUCAUGUAUAUUACAUCUCUCUUUUAUCACUAUUGUGUUUCAGACUGAAGAGAAGAUAGCACCGGAGCCUAGACUUAAAAAAUUGGAGCCAGUUCUUUUGCCAGGUAAGCAUUCUAUCUGUUGCAGUGUUUUGGGGCCCAUAUGGGUAUAUGCAGGAACAUGUUUGUCAAUCUUUAAGAUGCCUCUUCCUAAUUCUGACAUCUGAUCCAGUUCUACUCGGUGUUAGAAACUGGCAAUACUUUUUAUUUGUUUGCUUCAUUCAUUCAUUCAGCCUUUAUUGGCAUAAUUUAGACAAUAAAAUCAUAAGAGAGAGAAAUCAUGCAUGAAACAUUGGUAAUCCAGACAUACUAAACAUAUAAGAUGUGUAAAAGACUCAGUAGCCACCAUAAAGUAAAAUCAAGUAGUUUUAAAUUUGACUUUAAAAAUCUUGGCUAAAUAUCCUGAAUAAUGUUGAAGAGAGGGCAACCCAAAAUUAUAUGGUAUAUUGCAUCUGGUGUAUUCAUACCACAAGAGCAAAGUCUAUUCUGGAAGGGUAUUUUUUGGAACAUUCCAGACAGUACAAAUGAGGGGGAUGUGUUUGAAUGGGUUAACAAAAAAGCUUUAUGAUACAAAGGGGUAGCUAAAUUAUAAAAGUAGUUGGGUAUCUUUCCAUGACAAGGCUGCAAACCUAAGUAAGCAGAUGUGCAUACAGAGGGCUGAAUAGGAUAGUCUUUGAAAUUCAUGAUCUAACAGCCUCUGCUUAAUGAGAGAGCAAAUAUGUAACUCAUCCAGUAAGAGGAGAGAAUCUAUUGCAAUCCCUAUUUGUUUUAGAAAUUGAUCAAUCAAUCUUUAUUGUGGUCAAAGACCAGACAGCAAAAUUAACAGCAGCAACGUACGCUUCAUCAGCAUCAAGUGGCGGAUUUAAUUAAAAAUUCCCUAUAAACUUAUUUAUGUUAAAAAAUAACAUUCCUUCAACUAAAAUCUGUAUUCCAAAGUUUAAAAUCAGUGUUCAUUCGUCAGCCAUCACUGUCACCACACUGUCUUGUCCUUGUUGCCAUAAAACAGAAUUUUGUGACAGGCCUGGUGAUAUUCAGAUAGUUGUCGGCAAGAAGGUAUUUAAUAUAGGUUUCUUCAGAGCGGCCAGGUAAUUUCCUUAAUAAUGGCAAAAUUAUCUCUCUUCAGGUAUCAUGAUACAAAGGGCAGUAUAGAAGAACAUGCACAAUGGAUUCAAUCGCAUCAGAGUUGCAUUGGCAUAAUCUCUGUUCAGUUGGGAUGCUGUGAUAUCUGCUCUCUAAUAAUGCUGAAGGGAGAACGUUAAAAUGGGCUCUGGAAAAUGCCCAAUGAUGUUUAGGGUUGUCCAGGGCACUUAAGUGGGGACGUGGGUGGCGCUGUGGGUUAAACCACAGAGCCUAGGACUUGCUGAUCAGAAGGUUGGCGGUUCGAAUCCCCGCAACGGGGUGAGCUCCUGUUGCUCGGUCCCUGCUCCUGGCCACCUAGCAGUUCGAAAGCACUUCAAAGUGCAAGUAGAUAAAUAGGUACCGCUCCGGCAGGAAGGUAAAUGGCGUUUCCAUGCGCUGCUCUGGUUUGCCAGAAGCGGCUUAAUCAUGCUGGUUACAUGACCCGGAAGCUGUACGCCGGCUCCCUCUGCCAGUAAAGCGAGAUGAGCGCCGCAACCCCAGAGUCGGUCACGACUGGACCUAAUGGUCAGGGGUCCCUUUACCUUUACCUUUUAGGGCACUUAAGUAAUUUGCUGGGCGUGAUCUUUCUAUGUAAGGAUUUAUAAAUUUUAGAGGAUUGGUUAAGAUCAUUUUGGUAUUCUAUAUCCCAGAUUCGUUCUUUAAUUAUACUGUAUUUUUUGCUCCAUAAGACACACUUUUUUCCUUCUAAAAAGUAAGGGAAAAUGUCUGUGCAUCUUAUGGAGCGAAUGCACUGGGCGGCAGAGGGAUCCCUCGGCUACAGCUGCAGUCACGAGCUAAGGGAUGCCUCCGCAGCCAGAGCCAUGGCUCCUGUCUGUCGCUCGCUGUGAAGCCAGCAGAGCAAGAGCCGCUGCACAGCUUUUGCUCUUGGCUCGGCUGGCUUCUCAGCACAGCGGGAUGAGGGAUGGAAGGGGCUCUGUGUAAGGGCUCCCUUCUGUCCCUCAUCCCGCUUUGCUGGGAAGCCAACAGAGCAAGAGGCACUGCGCAGUUAACGCUCUUGCUCCGUUGGCUUCACAGUAAAGCGGGAGGAGGGACGGAUGGGAGCAAGCAAAGCAAGAACUGCUUACAUGGCUUCUGUCCCGUGUUGCACAGCUGUCACUUUGCUUGCCCAUCCCUCUCCCACCUCACUGUAAAGCAAGCAAAGAACCUGUCCCGGUAUCUCCUCCUCUUUCACGGCGAGGUGGGAGGAGGGAUGGGCAAGCAAAGUGAGAGAUGCGCAAAGUGGGAGAGAAGCAAUGUAAGCAGUUCUCGCUUUGCUUGCUUUAAAGCUUACAUGCUCUGCGCAGAAUUUUUUUUUCCUCUUGCUUUCCCCUUCUAAAAGCUAUGUGCGAAAAAUAAGGUACUUCUAGCCCUUCCUUUUUAAUCUCAACUUAAAAGAUAUUCUGGAGAAAGGCCAUAUAAACUCAGUUUUCUUGUGAUUCUCUUCCACCAUUUUGUUUGAGAAUUAUCAACCAGCAUCAAGGGGAACAGCCCAGUUGGGGUCUUAUUGAAUCUUAGCCAUGUAUGCAAAGUUACUAGCCACUAUUUUUGCACUAUAGGCCCUAACCACUGCAGGCACAUUCUGAUUACAAUCAUUUAAUUUGUGCUGCUGAACACUUAGCUGAGUUUGUUAUCCUUUUAGGAUGGGUCACCCAUUUUAUAUUGUAAUGGAAGACUCCUACGUACUUAAAACAUUUUGCUCUUGUUUGAGUUCUAACUUUUUACUUGUUCGAUUUCUUGAUCAACAAUACACCAUAUUUAAAUGCGCAUCAGCUCUUUGAAAAUACCAGAACCUUAGAUUUUGUAUAAUUGAUCGCUAGAUGGUUUCCUUGACAGUAUUGGUAGAAUACUUUUAAGUACCGUAUUUAAGUACCGUAAGACUCACUUUUUCCCUCCUAAAAAGUAAGGGGAAAUGUGUGUGCGUCUUAUGGAGCGAAUGCAGGCUGCGCAGCUAUCACAGAAGCCAGAACAGUGAUCCCUCUUGCUGUUCUGGCUUCUGAGAUUCAGAAUAUUUUUUUUCUUGUUUUCCUCCUCCAAAAACUAGGUGCGUCUUAUGGUCUUAUAGAGCGAAAAAUACGGUACCUUUAAAGCCCAACUCUGGUGAAAGAGAGAAGGGCAGUGUCAUCUGUGUAUAGAAGUGUAGUAACUGCUUUAGAUCUUAACAUGGGGGGUAGCCUUUGACAGGGAGUAGGUGAUGGCUCAUAUCUUUUAAGAAUAAGUUGAUUAAAUGUGGGACAAGGAUGCAACCUUCUUUAAUACCUUUGGUGUUAAAACCUUUGGUAGAUGCAAAACUAGAAGACUUAUUUUUAAUAAAUAAAUAAAAUGUUAUAAUAAUAAGAUUUGUUUAUUUAUUGUGGCCCUCCAGUUUGGACCACAAGCUUACCAUGGACUGGGGAGCCAAUAUGCUCAAGUUUUUUGCUUAAAGCCUUCCCACCUUCCUUCACAUCCAUCAAGUACAGUGGAACCUCGGGUUGCAAACGUGAUCUGUGUGGGAGGCACGUUCGCAACCUGCAGGUCGCAAUUUGGCACUUCUGCGCAUGCACAAAUUGUGAUUUAGUGUUUCUGCGCGAGCGCUGAAACCUGGAAGUAACCUGUUCCGGUACUUCCGGGUUCGGCGUGGUGCGCAACCCGAAGACACGUAACCUGAAGUGUCUGUAACCCGAGGUACAACUGUACUAACGCCUCUCCUUGCCCCAGGACUACUUUUCUCUUUCUGAAAGGACGUGUCUUGUGCUACAUAAUUGCAAAGCCAUGACGGGCACACUAUAUUCUCCUUUAUUUUGGUGUGUCCCUCACAAGAGAGCAAAAGGUCAGCCCUGCCCCCUGUCACUGCUUUCCCACCUUUGGCAUAACUUUUGGCCAGGUUGCCUCAGCGUCCCUUUCCUCAAAGGCAUGUUGCACAGACACAGAGGUGCCGCCUCCCCGCAUGUGGUUUCCAAGGAACCCCCCUUCCACAUAAGAUAGCUGACAUGCCUGCCCCGCCGCCACUGCUGCCCCCAUCUCUCCCCUUUGCUUCUGACCCUUCUCUGCUCCCUACCUUGGUAUGAAAGGCUGAAGUGCACACCCACCACCAGAAGGAGAGCCAAGUAGACUGAGGAGCUCUGCAUGUUGAACUUGCCCAGGCGCCCCUUUGGCUCCCACUAGAAGGCGGCCGACAUGUGGGCCAGGAGCAAGCUCAGGGAGGGGUGACUUACACCGAGCAGGCAGAGGGACUCCUGUUAGAAACUCCUCCCUCUGCAUCCUCUUCCCACUGAAACUCUCCCCACCUCUUCCCUCCUGCUCACCCCACCUGUGUCACACAGGACACCAAGCCAAGCUGCAAACAGCACUGAGAGAGGCCAAGAUGGCCGCCUUCCUAGCAGCAUCUGUGCAACACUCUCAACUCACUCUCUGCUGCCUAAGCCUUCUCUCUCUCUGUCUCUGUCUCUUUCCACUCCAGGAUUCCUUUCCAGUUCCAGCAGUUCAUUGGUUAAAAACCAGAUACCAGCCCUAAGAGCCCUGCCCACCCCUACACGUGCAUGUGCCUUCCGACCCCACUGUACUUGGAACGGAGGCAUGUGUCCCAUGAGCCAGUACAGGGUGCAUUUGCUUGGAAGUAAGCCCCACACAAGAUAAUGAUGCACAAAAAUAAGCAUAUUGAAUGGGACUGCUUGGGGGGCUCCCUCCCACCCCCAGCAUUAAGAAAGAAAGGAGAGAUGAAGGGUAGAUGGCAAGCCAAGAAGGGCGGAGGGGAUGAGGAGGAGAAAAAUAGAUCAACCUUUUCCCUAAAAAGCAAACUGGGAAGUGGGGUGCAGAUGAAGGCUGCCUACUUGGUCUCUUUCCACCCCCGGCCAUACACAGCCUACAUUUUUAACAGUUGCUAUCAUGUGGAGUAGAUGAAUAUUUAUUUCCCAGAAGGCUCACUGUGAAACUCCACUUUUUCUCCAGUCCUAUAAUUUAAUGUGAGAUUAAGCAAUAACUGAUUGCCACACUUGGGUGCUGAUAAAGCAAGUGAUGAAGCUUGCCUCCAAGCGUGGAUUUUCCUUUUUACUUGGGCUUUAGGGUGAAGAGAGCUCAGCAUCCAGCACUUGAGUAAUGGUCCGUGUUUGUUGCUCAUGUAUUGUGUGGGAAGGGGCCAGAAAUUCAUGGUAGAGCACCUGUAUGCAAAUGGUCCUAGGUUCAAUCUGCAGAAAGGGCUGGAAAUGCAUCCUUUCUGAAACUGUAGAGAGCAGCUGCCUGUCAUUUUGAACAAUACUGAGCUAGAUGGACCAGUAGUCUGCUUCAGUUGAAGGCAGCUUCCUAUGAUGUUGUUCCUAUGUUCUCUGUACAGCACCAGUGACAUGCACUCAGUCCAGGACCGCCACUGAAUUGUCUAAAACUCUGUAUAAAACAUGUAACUAUUAAAUCUGUAAAAGAUAACUGGCAGUGCCCCAUCUGUGGGUAUAGUAAUCUAAAGUAACUAUGGUCUCUUAAUUUGACUAAUUAUGUGCUGAACUUUGGUUUACAGCCCAAUGGGUCUUUCUUUUAUCGGUCAGAAGCACAGAGAGAUGCUGGCUUGUCCUGCACACAGCUCAACUGCAUUCUACCAUAGUCGUUGCACAAAGCUUAGUUUUCCACACUUCAUGAUUUAUUGGUAUUUGAGAUUUCUCCACACUUGGCAACAGACUUGCUGUUUCAACCUACUUGCAGGGUAGGAAUAGUUGCCGGGUCAUGAUCUGCAGAGAACAUAAAUAAAUAUCAUACAGGAGGCGGCACACUGCCCCCCUCCCCCUGGGAGCUGCUCCCAGAUUAUUUAAGCAUACAUUGCAAACAGAUAAAGCAACUCCCUCUGUUAGCUUACAAGCUUAAAAGUGCCUCAGAUCCAAGUUAUCAGAAUUCAGUUUUCCAAUUAAAAUAACAGCAUAACUUUCGGUGUGUGUUUUCACUGAAGCUUUGACCCAUGGAAUAUUUUUGUGAAGCAUUCUAAAACUGCAAGCAACAUGGGAGGCAGUUGCUGAUGUGGGCUGAAGAAUGAGUCAUUAUUGAGGCCAGCUGAUUCUGCAAAGGACAGUCUGACUAAAGAGGAAUUAGAAUGUCACAUCAGAAAAUAGAGAAUUUAAGUGUGGGGGGACUGAAGAUUGAUAUACUGUUAGGAUAUAUAGUGAAUAUUUUGCAUUCUCUGUAUAGUGGGAGUGCGUCCAGAGUACAACAGUGUCUUACUUCCCUGUUAGAGGAGAAAAAAGGAGCUCCACCUCUGUGCGAUAGUUCUCUAUCCUGUUGAAUGCAGCUGCAACAGGGGUAGGGGAACCUCCAGCUUGUGGGCAUGUAACAUUGGCCCUCCUUGAAUCCCAGGUUGGCCUGUUAGGCCCUUCCUUGUUGGAGCAUGGCACGUUCUCUCUCCCCCCCCCCUAUGGGCAAUGCAACUUACCUUGCUCCAGGAUCUUGAAGGAGUGUGCAGUGAAACCAGCUGCAGUGGAGGAGAAAAAUUCAAUUUUAGCAGAGGUUUCACUUCAAACCCCUUUGUGUUCCUAGAGCAAAGCCUCCUUGAAGCUUCGGAAAGCUGUCUGGACAAACGCUGGCUCCCUUGGCCUGAAGCGAAAUGAGCUCUGCAACCCCAUAGUCACCUUUGGUUCAGGGGUCAUUUACCUUUUACCUUUACAGGCAACAAGCAAUUUACUUGUGUCCAAUUGACUUGCAACUCUGCACACAAACAUUGCGGUGACACAGAAGUGGCCAGAAAAGGGUGCAGAACAGUGGCUGUGUGGAGCGGAGCAUGCAGUUACCCAGAACGCAACACCCACACAAAUUGGGGGUUGCCUGUAAUGUCAAGUGCUUGGUGGGUGGGUGAAUUUUUCAAAUUUGGCCCAGAAGGGGUCGGUCAGAUAUAACUGGCCCACCACACCCAAGGAUCAAGUUUCAUUUUUGUCUGUACUAGAAAGAAUGUCAUAGCAAUGAGAAAGGUUUUUAAUGCUUAAGCCCCAUUUUCUCCUCACUUUCCAGACAGCAAAUUAUACAGUGUAAGUUUGGGAUUUCCCUCCAGUUGUAGGAAGUACCGGUAGUUAUGAGACUUAAUUGGUCAUCGUUAGUAGGAGCUUACCCUCCAGUGAGUUGAUAUUGCUGACAGCAUAGAAGUGAAAUAGGCAUAUUGACUGUGACUGUAACAACACAGGUUUCUAUUGAAUUCUGCAGAAAUUUAGGGUAGCAUUUCCAUGGGAAAGCUAUUGCUAAAGUCCUAACAAACUUUGGCCAAAAAGAGGCCUCAGUUAUUUUUCAUGUUUCAUCUUUCACAACCAGUGUACAGAAUGCAUAGUUAACCAGCUAAUUCAGGAUGCAGGCAGGUAGCAUUGUUCCCUGCUAGAUCUUCUAAUUUCGUCCUAGCUACAUUCCAUUACUUAUUCUAUGCUUAGUUCUCUAUCUCUAAAUCAGAAUAUUUGAAGAAUAAACUUCGUUAACUUUCUAUCUAUGAAUGUUCUGAAAUUUGCCCAUUUUAUCAGAACUCUGCAGCUGUCCUUACUAACAUCUUGAAAAGGUGUAAACUCUGCUGCUGACACACUUCAGCAAGUUUAGUUGCACCCUGCUUGCUUGUAUUACUGUUCUGAUCAGAAGUGAGUUAGUCACUGUCCCUAUUUAACAUGCUCUGUUCUCCUGCUCCCAAAGAGCUAAUGUAAUUGGGCAGAACCAACUGAUGUAUGUAGUUUAGUUAAUUGGUUAGAAUGUCUUGAUAGGCAACAUUUUGUAAAUUCAGAUAAUAAAUGUUCAUCUUUUGUUACCCUUUCUUCGCACACUCUACUUCCUUCUGUUGUGUGGGCGGGUUCAACGAAAUGUCCUUUAUUUACUGUUCUCUCACCCCUCUUUUCUUCCCACAUUGUCAAGAUGGUAGUGCUAGAUUCAUAACAACAGUGUGGAUUCCUGUACGUUAAACACUGAACCCCAAAACAUGAAAUUUUAAGCCAAGUUGGAGUUGUACUGCUGUAAGUUUUUGGUAGUGUUUUUGUGGGUUGUAUGUUUUUAAAAAGCACAGAUUUAGAACGUUCUCUCUUUUUAUAUUCCUUUCCCAUCAGUUGCUAGAUGCAUCAUCAAAUACAAAUCACAGUAUUCUAGAAGUAUGUAUACAGUUGAGUUAUGCUAUAUUUCCAACUACCCCAAACCUGGUUUCUGUGAUUAUUAUUAUUUUUUACAUUUAUAAUAAAACACUUGCAUUUAAAGGAGAGUUUAGUUUCGGAAGCAUUGGUAUGGCAUGUGUCUAGUUCUAUAUUAAGCACUAAAAUAAUUUCUUACAUUUGUGGUUCAGUGCAGGAAGUUCAAUGACUGCUUUGGUUGUUCUGAGUUAGGAAUGAUUCAUGUGCUAACAUUCUACCCCUUACGCUUAAAACUUUUAUGCAGGCUCUGUUAGAGGAGGUUGCAUUUAUGCAUAGAUGGGUAAAAUUAUAGGUAAGAGCUAUCAUCUCUAAACUAAGCUUGGACUAGUACAAAUCACUGAAUUAUCUGAGAAUGCCCAUGUUCCUAUUGAUUGUAUACUUGAUAUAACUCAUUUUUAUAGACAUACGGAAAAUAUCCAUAACAAAAGUUUUGACUGAAACUGAACCCAUUUUCAGAUUAUUGUGGUUCUUUUCCUUUGUCUACUAUUAAACCUGUGAACCUCUUUCUUCAGUCAGAUGAGAGGAGUCAUACAUAUUUUAUGCAACUAAUUGUGGUCUGGAUUUGGAACUGAGUGUAAUGCACAAGAGCUUCUUUGUGCAUAUUUAUAGUGGAGAUCCUGACCUUAAAUGACAUGCAGAUGAUGGUUGGUUAAUUUACAAGUGCUUGGAAAGGGGCAUUUGUUCUCAUCUGAGCCAAUGAAUGGUCAAUAGCAGACCAGGUUAGUGUAUGCCAUGCCUUUGGUUGUGCUGGAACAAGCUCUUACUUGGCACAACCAAAUGUAGAUCAGAGCUUUAGGAGACAAGGAGUUAAAGGACAUGCUCAGGGUAACAAAGGUGAUCAUGAAAAUCAAGAACGGUGUGUGUAAUAGCGAGCCUUCUGGGGCUUUGAACUGGUUUUCUGAGUGGACAUUUUAGAAAAUGAUUAUUAAUCUUACUAUUUCAUGAGUUUAUAUCAUGUGUAUAUUUGGCUAAUAAAACAAUCUGUGGCCUUUUAAACUGUGGGGGGGUAUUGUUUUUGUUUGUUACUAUGCUAUGUAUUUUUGGGUUUUAUGUUGUAAAUUGCGCUGUGAUCCUAGGGUGAAGGGUGGUAUAGAAAUUUAAUAAAUAAACAAAAUAAAAUAUCCCACAUUUCUCCCAGGUUGGAAUUCAAGGUGGCUUCCAACAUUUUAAAGUAGUAGUAUCAGAUACAAAGUUUUUAUUUAUUUAAAAAAACUAGUUAAAAACAGUAGUUAAAAUACAUUAAGACCCAUUAGAAAAACAGUUUGGCCUGAUAGCCAAGUGAUCAGCAUCGUCUGCAGCAGGAAGGUCUUAGCUUGCCGGCAGAAGGAUAACAAACUUGGAGCCAAUCUAAUCUCUCUUGGGAGGGAAUCCCAUACUAUGGGAGCCGCUAAGAAAAGGCUGCUGACUUGUUUUGAUCCAUUAGGCAGGUGAGGGGAUGAGGGAAGAGGAAAGGUUGGGGAGUGGGGAGCCUUGUGGGGUAUGGCAUUAUAACUUCAAAGUAGGGGUUUGCUUGAUGUACGUCUUCUGGUUUGUUGUGUGUUGUGGGAAAUGAUUGACUUAUCUGGGGCAGCGAUCAACAUUGCAUAAUAUUAAAAAGUAAUUUUUGUGACCAAUCUGAAAAGCCCUACUCUUUUGCUCAUUCUUAUCACUUCCAUCCUAAUCACUUCUCUCUCUUUCCUGUAAAAUUUAAGUCAUCAUAUCAAGAGAUCCUACUGAACAAUGUAAACUGUUACUCUUUCUGCAAUGUCCAAAUACUUUGGUUUCCAUUCUUAAUUAUAAAAUUGCCUCAUUUUGAGCCUAGCCCCAUGUAAUCUGCCAUUAGCGUCAGCAUCUUAAGCAUUAAUUCACAGGGAAGGAUAUUGAAUAAAAUCUGAACAGGUGGCAACAGUUAAGAUAACAGCAUGCAAUUACUUCUAGAUCUCUUGUGGGACCACUAACACAUUGUAAGAGCUCACGAAAAUUCCCUUAAAGGUUUCUCAAAAAGCACUUCAUGAGUUUACAAAUAGAAUCUCACCAGAAUGCAGUUUUUCUCUUUUGAACUUUAAAAUAGCUACUGAGCAAGCUGAACAGAAGAUUCAUUUAAACAUGGAUUAGAGGAAAUUUACAUAUAAAUGCUUGGUGCAUGCUAAUAAACCCAUCCUGUUUUAAUAUUCCACUCUUCAGUAAGAACUUAUGUGACUGAAAAUGCUGUGAGACCAUAAUCAGGUCAGAAAGCAAAUUUAUUCAAGGUUUUUUUCAGUUUAAUAUACUAGUUUGCUCUCUGGGUAUCUGUUUAUGUACAGUGCAUGUGUAAACCAUUAUAUGGUUGAGAACUACAUCCAUCUAAAUAUGCUAUAAGCUGCUGCUGCUGCAGUACCAUAAGUGCACCAGUUGCUGGGAGAAAUUGUGAGAGUUUUCCCUAGAGAAGUCCUGUGUCCUAGGUAAGACUGAAUGAUUUGCUGGGAUGAUGUGCUGGAAGUUCCUACUUCAAGUCACUUCACUUCAUGGGUGGCCUUAGCAAACCACUAUUUCUGAUCCUCACUACUUUUUUGCCCGCCCUCCCCCAAGCUACAACUGUCUUGUGGCAGUAAUGGUAUACAGGUUGAUAUAUUCUGGAUUGUUUUAUUUGAUGUUUUAAUGUGUUGUUAACCGCUUUGAGAUGGUUUUCUUUAAAAUAUUGAGCAAUAUAGAAAUGAUGAUGAUGAUGAUGAUGAUGAUAAUAAUAAAUAUAAAUGCCACCACAAAAAGAGUGCCUCAACAUUCCGUUGUGGUGACAGCAACCUAGGUUUAAGGUGCCAUUUGGAGAUAAGCUUAGAUAUCUGCGUUUCUGAUAGUGGCAGGAAGGCAUCAUAGGGCCCACCUCCAAUUCAAUACUACAACUUCUUAUUUUUCCACGUGCCUAUAUCCUUUCCCCAGAAUAUAUCCUAGGACAUUUCCCGUGUCAGCUGAGCGCAUGCAUUGGUGCUGGAUUCCUAAAGUGUACUGGAACAAAUGAGCUUUUACAUCAGAAAUAAUCCAAUUGUAGAAAUGUGCAGUAAAAAAAAAAUUCUUAGUCAAAGAUUUUGAAGUUUUACAGCAAACAUAAGCACGUGUUUAAAAGCACAGAUACGGCUAAUAUGACAAGCAAUAUGGUACCCACCCUUCAGCCUAAAAGAAAAUCUUGCCCAGCUUUCAGAAUGACAAGUCAUGUUCAGGAUGCAGCUGUUGAGUUUUGCUCCUACUUGACUUUCUUGGUUGCAUUUCUCUUUGAUACUUACAUGACUUCCUUCCUGUUUUUGUCACAUUAAGUAGACUUAUUACAUUACAAUGCUUUUGGUACCAGUUAAUUUUGCUGGCAAUUUGCUCAACAAAACCUAAACACAGAACCCUAAAACAUCAGAAUACAAUGCAACAUAGACAUGGGGAAAGGGAUCCCCAACAAACAGUUGACGAUCAGGUGUGUUUUUUUAAAGGUGUCCCAUUCAGUCAUUCAUAGUACAGUAUUUACGUGGCUUCAGUGCUCACUAUGUGAAGUAACUUUCAGUGUUAUGUCUCUGCUGUUUAAUAAACAAUAAGCUUUCAUACUAUUUUUCUAUUGUCUGUUAACAUGUUGAGAAGGCAUAGGAUUUAUAUAUCUGUAGUUUACUCUUCAAUUUCAAGCCCAAGAGCACACGACGGGUGCCAGGUUUUUCAUCUGCUUUGCCAUAUUUGCACUACAUCUGGGGACCUUGUUCAGCAAAUUCCUCCCAUCUGUACAAGUUGCUAUGUUCAGUUCAGCAGGUGACUUUAUUCUACUUCAAACGAGAGAGAGAGGUAGUAUAUAUUGAAAAUACCAUAUUGAAAUAAAAACAAACAAACCUUAACUGUGGACAACAUAAAAUAAAUCUUGAUUGAGGUGGAAGCCCAAGUGUUGGGGCUGGUUUCUGGAACCUAAAAUCAUACUCUCUGCUUUUUCUUCUGACCUCUCCCAUCCCUCCCCAUCUUUUUAUAGCAUGCUGUUGCAUAGUGAUAUUUCCUGUUUUAGCAUUUUAUGCUGCCUCACUUCAGAAAAAUACAGUGCUCACUUUCAUACAGUGAACUGAGGAUAAGCUAUGUAUAAGAUUUUGAAAGUUGACAUUAGAGCAAGAUGCCAGCUAGCAAAGUGUUCAUGGGUGUACUUUAAACAGAAUCUUUUAAUGAAAUCAAAUUGUUGCAUGUGUUUUCUGAAAGUAUUUGAAAUGUAACUCAAAUCUGAGAGAAUGUAAUUGGAUGUAAUCCUCUGGCUGGAUUAGUGAGCAUGUCUCUCUGUGAAUGUCUUCACAGUAAUGUGGUGGGUGGGUAGUUUUCUAAUUUCUUGGCACUCGUCUCCUGUUUCUGCUCUUUGGCUGUUCAAGUCACACACAAGUGACUGUCAUUCUGCCCUCAGAACAGCUUAUGCCAUGGAAAAGGAAAGUGAAGGAAACUGCACUGUUGCUCACUUUAAACAUUAUAGAGAGCAGAUACCAGCUUUGCUGCUUACCUUUCCCUAGUGAAGCCAAAUUCCUGAACUGUAUUAUUUGGCAAAUAAAUAAGGUUGGUGGGGUUUUUUGAGUGGUUAUUGCAAGUCAAUUUAUCGCUUGCUGGAUCAUGCAGGUUUGGGAUGGGAGAGUAGGACAACAAGUGACCUAUGUUCUUUCUACCUUUUUGGCCUUGCUGGUUGAAUAGAAGAUCAAACAUCUUCCCCCAGCCUUGCAAAUAAGGAUGGAGGAUGACCAUACUCCCCUGUCCAGUCUCUUAUUGUCAUUUUCUGUUGGGGUGGGGGGCAUAGACACAAAAGCCAUUUUUCUUUAGUCUGGCAGCAAGCAAUGCAGAGUACUUUUCACUGCCACCUCUGCAUACUCUGCUGUGGUCUUGUGGUUGUAUCUGUCAGUAUAUUUCUAAACAAAUCUGAUGAUCUCUUCUUUGAAAUUGAAGUCUGCAGAUCUGGAUUAAUUAACCCAUUAAAAGUGGUGUGACUGUCUAGAGGGAUGGAAUGAUCCAAGGGUUGAAAGGCUUUAUAGAAUGACCUAAGAGGAACAGUGUUGUGAAAGGAAUAGGAACUCUCCUCUUCUUUUUUUAUUAGCUAUUGUAAACAGCCAUUGAAAGAUGAUGUAUAUAUUUAAAUAAAUUUUAUAUCAUGAUGAGGAUGCAGUUUAAAAUAUUUGGAGGGCUCUUGGUGUAUAGAAGAGAAAAAUAGUUUUUAGUAACUGGAGAUGAACAUCUUGAAAUUCAGAUUUUGCAUUGGAUUGAGGUGGGGAACCUGUGGCCUUCCAGGUGUUGCUGGACUCCAUUUCCCAUCAUCCCUGACCAUUGAAUACGUUGACUGGGGCUGAUAGUAGCUGGAGACCAACAUCUGGAAGACCACAGGUUCCCCCAUACCUGUGUAAAGAUACUUGGGUAUCAUGAAGCUUUUUAUUCUCCAGAUUGGGAUUACUUGAUUAAUAGGUUCUAUUUAGUAAUUCUUUAUGACCAAGCAAUACAUGACCCAAGCAAUACGUACAUUGAAGUAAAGCUUAAGCUCCUCACAAAGGAGAUUCAGUAUUUGCUUCACAACUAAUUCCCCCUCCCCCCAAAAAAUUACUUCGUAAAAUCACAGAUUCAUGGGUGUGAAUUUUCUCCUUGCAGGUUGCUGUGAUUAAGACAUUGAGUGAAUCUUCUUUUAAUCUGCUUUCCCCCCCUUUUUAAAGGUGAAAUUGUGGUGAAUGAAGUGAACUUUGUGAGGAAAUGCAUUGCAACAAAUACAAGUCAGUAUGAUUUGUGGGGAAAGCUGGUUUGCAGCAACUUCAAGAUAUCCUUCAUUACAGAUGAUCCUAUGCCACUUCAGGUUGGUUUCUACGCCUAUUGAGUUCCAUAAUACACUUGCCCUUGGCUGACAAGAGGACCCAAGAGACAGACAUCCAUUGUGAAGGUCCUUGUACCCAUGACCUCCUGCUUAGAUUGUCUGCUGUAGCAGGACUCAUCUGUAGCCAGCACACUUGCAAUCCUGAGUCCAUACACGUUCCAGGAGUAGGCCUUUUAAUUUCCCAAACCAUUCCAGGUUCCUUAUCUUGAACCAAGCUUAAUACCUUGGCUCAGAAUUACCUGCAUUUGCUGGGAGGGGUGUGUAGGCAGGGAGAAGCAGCAGAAUAGCCACACAUAGGUCUCCUGGGCUCCUCCUGAUGUUAGCUACCAUAUGUUCUCCUGGAUUCUUCAUUCAGCCCUAAUGUGCCAGAUUUUGAAUGCUUAAUAUUACGUUGCUUACCCUGACCCCAGUGUGUUAAAGUGGAUAGAGUGUUGAAUUUGCAUGGAGACCAAGGUUCAUAUUGGCUUCCAACGGUAAAUCUUGCUAAGUGGUCUUGAACAAGUUGCAAUUGCUUGGCCUAACCUACCCCACAGGGCUUCUGUGAUGGAAAACUGUGAGUAAAAAUAUGAUAAAUGAGUGACCUCAAGGAGUACCCUCACAUCCAUCCUCUUCUUACUGGCCACUGCCAGCUCAUGCCAAAACUGUUGGUGAUGCACUUUCCUUGACUUGGCUGCAGCUGCUUUAAUGGACAGAAAGUUGUGGGUUCCACAACAAACAUGGAAUUGCAGCACAUCUCUGAAUUACUUGGCUGUCAUUUUAAUGGCCUCGGCAGUGUGCAAUACCAGGGAAAGACAAGGCUGAAGCAGAUGGAUCUGCUUCCUAGUACUGGGCACUUCCCUUGGUGGCUUUGCACAUCCAUUGAGAGCUAGGUAGCCCAUUGAUACCCAGAUUCAGGUGGAUAGCCAUGUUGAUCUGUCAUAGCCAUAAUAAAUAACAAGAUUGAAACUCAGGCAUACUUGGCUUCUUUAGAUAGCUCGGCUUAGAAGCUGGAGACCAGGGACCUGGCCUGGCAAUGAGGGGUGGUGUUGGUUGAGAGAUGGGCCACUGCUCGUUCCUGACCUUGAUGAAGAAUGCUUCUGCUCUGAUAAUAAUAAAGAUUAAUGUAUCUAACAUAAGAAGAGCCCUUCUGGUUUACUUAAAAGGCCUCUCUGUAGGCCAGGUUAUAGAAGUCUUACUUACCAGGUGAAGCGGCCUUGGAGGGGAAGAGCCAGAGUGCCAGUGGUCCCAACUCUUACUGUGUACCAUGUGCUCAGCAUCUUAAGAGAGGCACACCCUCUCUGUUUUUUAAAAGAAAAGAUAAAUAAUUGCUAAAGCAUCAGUUCUUUCCCACACUCUUUGAAUUUGAAAAUCCAAUCCAAAUAACUUUAUUGCACUAGCCAUUGGCCAUGACAAAUCUGAAUAAAAAUUAUGAGAGUGCUAUUAAAGAAUUAGAAAUGGUGCAAAACCAAUUUCUCAAUUUGAAAAUCGGUGCAAAACAAAGUGGCUGGAAUGAAAAUAAAUUUGAUGUAACUUGCCAUGCACUUCAGCAACAAUGGUUCCCAUUCAUCAGCUCUUGUGUGCACUGGGGCUUCCUGAUUUUCCUACAUGAGGAGAUAGAUGUCUGGUGUGUACAAAGUGGGGAAUCGCCACAUGUGCAAAGAGCAUUUUCCUAGAAGAGAACAGCAAGCCUGGGCUUUGAUCACAAUUUACAUUGCUUAUUUUGCAAAUGUAGUCUUGUUUUGUUUAUAAACUUAAAAGUAGACACUGGAGUUUGAUAAUGAUGCAGGUCCUGCUGAUUUGCCUACUUGCGUGUUGAAAUUUUAGCGGGGAAUGUUAUUGUCAUACAUCUAGAUUAUUGUUUUAGUUUACAAGAAAAUAGGAAUAGUUUGGAAUGAAAUUCCAAAGGUACACAACAAUAUGAUCAGUGCAUUAUGAAUUAAAGUUCUUUUAGGGCACUCCAAAUAGUAAACAUAUCUAGCAUAAUACAGUGGUACCUCGGGUUACAUACGCUUCAGGUUACAGACUUCGCUAACCCAGAAAUAGUACCUCAAGUUAAGAACUUUGCUUCAGGAUGAGAACAGAAAUUGUGCUCCAGCGGUGCGGCAGCAGCGGGAGGCCCCAUUAGCUAAAGUGGUGCUUCAGGUUAAGAACAGUUUCAGGUUAAGAACGGACCUCCAGAACAAAUUAAGUACUUAACCCGAGGUACCAAAGUACUAUCAGAACAGUUGCACAGUAUAAGUUAAAACUAGUAUUAAAAUAUCAAUAAAAGAAGGAAAGAGACAGCAGAUAUCUUACCAAAUGCUGAAAAUACUUAUAUGGACAUUUAAAAUAUACAAAUAAGAACUAGACCAAAUGAAAUUUAAAAACUGCCAGAUGAUAGUAAUGAGAUACUGCCCCAAAAAAGCACACCACCAUGUUCUUUGGUGCAGGUUAAUUCUGUGUCCAGGGCAGCUGUCUACCAGCUCCACUUGGCAUGACGGCUAAGACCCUACCUACCUGCACCCUGUCUUGCUAGAGUGGUACUUGCUCUGGGGAUACCUUUGAAGGUGACUUGGAAACUACAACUGCUCCAGAAUGCAGCAGCUAGACUGGGGGUGGCUGCCAGGACCAUAUAAUGCUGGUCCUAAAGGCAUGAGCACAAUUCAAAGUGUUAAUGCUGACCUUUAAAGCCCUAAACAGCCCCUGCCCUGUAUACCUGAAGGAGUGUUUCCACCCCCAUCAUUCAGCCUGGACACUGAGGUCCAGCUUUGAGGGCCUUCUGGCCCACUGCAAAAAGUGAAGUUACAGCGAACCAGGCAGAGGGUCUUCUCAGUUGUGGUGUCCACCCUGUGAAACACCCUCCCACCAGAUGCCAAGGAGAUAAACAACUCGAUGACUUUUAGAAGACAUCUGAAGGCAGCCCUUCAGGGAAGUUUUUAAUAUUUGAUGUUUUAUUGUGUUUUUAAUAUUUUGUUGGGAGCUGCUGCUACUACUGAUUGCUGCCCCUCCUUUGGUUUCUCUAAUGUAGUUUGCAGGAGAAUAUUUUUAGCUUAAUGUUACGCUGAGUGGCGAUAAAAUAUUGACCCUCAGCCCUCAAGAUGAUUGCAUCUAACCAAACAAAGCAUACAUCAUACUUCAUCUUCACAAUUAUUAGGCCAAAAUAUAAAGUGAGUUGUGGUAUUUAUCAUGAACUUAUCUCCUGUAUUCCAGAAAUUCCAUUACAGGAACCUUCUCCUGGGAGAACAUGAUGUUGCUCUAACAUGCAUUGAGCAGAUAGUGACAGGUACGUAUUAAGGAGCUGGAUAUGAAAGAUAGAAUUUUUUUGCUUUGGAGGGGGGUACAUUUAUGUUUAGGAAAUUAAAACAGAAUAGUCAGAAUUCCCAGCUUCCAGUUCUGCCAGCGACUAUGGUGGCAGCUCUCUGGGGCUCAAGAGAAGCUUUGAUGGAGUGGAGGGGGAUAACUGAGGUGCUAUGCAUCCCAAAACGCUUCGAGAAAAUUCCAGGGGAUCUGUGGUCCCCAUUUGUGCCUGCUCCCUGCCUCCAUGAGGGACAGGGAGGGUGAGGCGCUGGGUCUUAAGCUUUUCAUCACAGAGUCAGCCUCCAUGUCUGCCAUGGCAAAUGGCAGAUUUCUUUUUCAAUUCGGAUAAUUGGAUAUAAGUUAAAGGCACCCUAUGGAGAAGAUGAGAACAGUAAGCUGCAAACAGUUUGGCUGUUAAGACUGAGGUUUUGUGAAGAAGGUAAUUCCUGCCGUAGAUGAGAGCUGGAAGCGCAGAGGGGUGGAUGUUUAUAUUUUGUAUUAAGGUUUGCAAGCUUUUUGUCGCAUCUAUGCCCUCUUGAUUAAUAGAAUAAAAGUUAACAAGUCUAGUAAACUUCUAGUAAAAGAGAAUAAAUCUGGGAUUUGGUUGGAAAGAAACUGUGUAUGUGAGUUGGUGGAGUAAUGGCAAUGGGGAAGGGACGAUCUGCUUUCUUUUUCUUUACCAAGAGAACACUACCUACUUCACCUAAGAAUGUUGAAAUAUAAAGAAUUUAAAGUAAAUAAGGAUCUCAGGACACUGGAGUUGAGCACAUUUGCUGUGGACAAGGAUUGUUGGAACAUAUUUAAAACCUGUGAGGAAGGAGUGGAUCCAUUUGUGCAUUUGACCAUGAAAGGGGAGAGGUGGGCAUGGAUUUGUUAAAGUUUUCAAGAUAUUGCAGUAUACCCCCCUCCCCACUUGGCUUCAUGGGUCGAUGUCUGUCAUGAUUUUUGUUAGACUGCAUGGUGGGCCAGAUGGUUGUCCUUGAGAACUCAACUUAAUAAUUGAUAACAGACCACAAGCUUUGUGAUAUGAAAAUAUAUCUUACACCAGUGAUGAUUUGGACAGGAAAUGGCUUUGGUUAACAAAGAUCUCAAGGGCACAAUUGAAAUUUGGGAUGUUGGAACUGAGUGUAUUUACUAUAGACAAAGAUUGUUGGAAUAUAAUUAACCCUGCAAAGAAGGAGCAGAUCUUAUUUGCCUAAAAGGUAAUCUGGAAUUCCUAAUGGUAGAGUGCAAGAAUUGUGAUUUGACUGUGAAAGGGGAGAGGUGGGCUUGUACUGGUUAUAAAGUUUUCAAGAUAUUACCAUAGCUGUCAACGUUUCCCUUUUUUUAAGGGAAAUUCCCUUAUUCCGAAUAGGAAUCCUCGCAAGAAAAGGGAAAAGUUGACAGUUAUGGAUAUUACAGUACAUCUCCCUUGGUUCUUUGGGUUGAUGUUUGUGAUGAUGAUUGUUGGAUUGCCAGAUGGUGAGCCAGAUGGUUGUCCUUGAGAACUCAACACAAUAAGUAACAACAGAUUACAAGCUUUGUGAUGUGAAAAUAUACCACACACCAAAGAGGAUUCAGACAGGAAAGGACUUUGGUUGAAUGGACUGUGGAAUUGGAAAGUAAAGGCAAACAACUAGGGAAAGGAUAAUGCCAGGUUUCUAUACAUGCAAGAUGUAAAGGGAUUAGUGACCUCACUUGUUGAUAUUGGAAAUCUAAUUGUUAAAUAAAUAUACAUUUAUUAAAUUUAAAUAAAUAUACAUUAUUUAAAUAAAUAAAUAUAAAUUUAUUUAACUGUAUAUUAUAAAUUUGAUAAAUUGACAGCUGAUGGAUAAUGAAAAAAUAUUAUUUUUAAGAAAUGGAAUGUGAAUUAGAGUAAAUAUGCAAUAUAAUGCAGCAACAGGGAAAGCUAUGGACGCAUCCAGGAAGUAGGGCGGGAAGUCACAAAAAAUUGUAUUUAAUUUUAUGUAAUUUGAUAUUGAUUUGUAAAAAAAUUGGAAAACUAAUACAGAUAAAUUGGCAAAAAAAAAAGAAUAGUCAGAAUGUCCUUUUUGAAUGUCUCUGUGGCCUGUAAAAAUGGUAAAAAUGUAAAAAAGUUGGGUGGCCAUCUGUCAUGGAUGCUUUAGCUGAGAUUCGUGCAUUGCACAAGGUUGGACUAGAUGACCCUUGGGUCCCUUCCAACUUGCAUUUUCUAUGAAAAUAUGUGUGCCAGUUAAUGUGGCAGGCAGCCUGAUUUAGAUCUGUUCCAUGCAGCUUACACCCAUGUAAGUGUGCAUAGGGGAUGCACCACACCUUAGUGUUCUUUCCAGGCGGUAACCAUCGUUCAGCUCAGCAGGACAUGUGUUAUUAGCACAAGUCUCUAAGAGGCUUGCAAAAGGGGCUUGUAUACUGUACUAGGACAUUUUAGAAAUUGCUAUCUCUGGUCAACAGAUUUGCAUGCCUUCUAAAUGAAACUGAACUAAGAAAUAGGAAGCAUUUGUAACCCAAAGCAACAGGGACACCAUGCAAGAGUUACGUGGUUUGGACAGCAUGUAUAGUUGACUCUUGGGCCAGUAGUUCCAAAUUAUGCCAAAUUAUGCCAGUAGUACAGAGGUGGGUUAGAUUCUGACCAGAGGUGCAGUUGUUAGUGUUUAAAUUGAAUGAAGGAAACACAAGGGAAAAUUUUAUUUGUACACCACUUGGAAAACUUUUAUCAAGUUAUUUAUACAUUUUCUAAUUAAAUCGAAAUAAAUGAAUAGUAAGCAGGUCAAUGUGCUCUUCAGAUGGGAGCUGUUGUAUAUCAGUUUGUUUCUGUUAAGCAUUCAUAACAUGGUUAUUUGUUAUAUGCAUAACUGUCUCCUUUUUAUUUUAAAAAAAUCUCUCUCUUGCAGUAAAUGACACAAAGAGGAAACAGAAAGUUCUCGGCCCCAACCAAAAGCUUAAAUUUAACCCAACAGAAUUAAUAAUUUACUGCAAAGACUUUCGUAUCGUCAGAUUUCGUUUUGAUGAAGCAGGACCCGAAAGUGCAAAAAAGGUAUUGCAGCAGGUCUGAUAUUUGUCUUGAGUAUUACCUAGAUGGAGAAUUAGCCAACAAUUUAUGGUUUUUCUUUCAAAAUGAAAACCUGCCAAAUAAUUAAAUACCAUUCUGGUGUAUCUGAAACUGGUUACUUGUGUUUCAUCCAUGGAUUAAUCGUUCCAUUUACCACCAUAAACAUCAGUGAAUAACUUUGAAACUAUAGAGGUAAGAUGAUAGUACAUGCUAGAAUCUUGAAGUUGCUUGAAGUGACAAUGGAAAUGUGUUUUUACUUAGACCUGGCUCUCAUUGAGGUGGUAGAUUUGUGUGUGAACUAUAACACUUGCCUCUGCAGAUGGGGACUUGUAUAAUGGAAUGUACCUUUGUAUUUAAAAAAAUUCCUUCCGCAUAGCACAUCAGGGAGAAGCUAAGCUUGAACCCUUGGAGGGAAUUGGUUUGGGGGAGAUUCAGUCUUGUGAUCCCCCACCUUCAUUCCAACACCAGUGGUGCAGCCCAGACCACAGUGAGAACGAGGUCAUGGGGUCCUAAUCCCUGUCACUCACAUUUAUACACAUCUGGCUUACAAGGUAGGAAUAGUAACUCUUAUCAUAGGCUGAUUCUGAGGAGGAGCUAGCUAGCUCUACUGUAUCCCAUAUAGACAUGAAGCAAGUAAUUAAGUGGUGAAAUCUUGCUUAGCACUUAAGCCCAUUUAAUGUAACGUUAAGGCUUAUGGCUAAAUAAAUUUCCUUGUUUAUCUUAAAUGUAACUUGCAUAUCAUUUUCAUGAAUCCUGCAGUUGCUAAGCCAAGUCACUUAAUAGGAGAUGAAAGAUUUUGGGUAGUGUUUUUAAUGCUGGUGGCAUUUGGAAAAACAUAUACUGGCUUAUUCAGCCAAUAUAUUUGCAAGCCUUUUGCCUGCAUAUACAGUCAUUUUGCUCCAUCUUUCAUGGUGUGUAGCAGCCAGACCAAUAAGUUUAUGUUAUAUCCUGGCUUGUUCCAAAGUUGGUAACUAUUGUUUGUAAGAAAAGAAGAAACCAUGGUUAAUUAAAGACUUAAUGGUUUGAUUGCUGUGCACUGCAAAGGAGUGGUGCACUCGAGCAAAAGACUCUUGUAUCCAUUUCAUAAGCAAACACAAAAAUACAGUCAUCCAAACCAGGCCUCUGUGUUUUUUCUAACCCUUGAAAAAUAUUUUUCAUCACCACCAUAUUAGGUUUUUUUCUGGUUCUUGCAGUUGCAGAAUGUAUUCCUUGCCUGUCUUUGCAGCAACCAGUCUUCUAAUAUCUUUGUUCCUUAAAUGUUUAAUACACAGUAAAAGGGGCUUCUGUUUUUUUGGAACCACAAUUCAGGUAAAUGAACACUUGUUUCCUCUCACUCAGGCUUGGGUCCACCUUCUAAAAUGUCACUCGCACACCUUCUGUGACCUAAGGCCCACCAUCUGUUUUGGUGUCUGUUCCCUAAACUGCUGAGAGCCAAACUAGAUGCAGUAUGAGUUCAUGAUGGGAUUGCCCAGAACCUUCCGCUUUAGUAAAAAAUAGCAGUGUUAUUUAUCUAGGUUUAUUUCCCCAUUUGUCAAAGCAGUUGCAUGGACAUGGUAAUUUAAACGAAAAAAAACAGGUAGGUAAUUUGGGUCAUAGGUUUCCUACAUCUACUUUGACCUCUAGUUUUAGUGCAUUAGUCUUCAGCCAAUAAAACCCACUUCUGGGUCAUCGCCCAAUCUAAAAUGCACCCCAUUUCAAACUACAGUUUGAAAGUGUAGGGAUUGAAGACUCAAAUACUCUAAUGGUUCAUUUUAAACCCCCUGAGACUUCACAGUAGAGGUUUUGUUGAUACUAGAAAUGGAAACCGUUGGCUUUAUGCUGACAGUGGCUGUCCUUUGAGCUGCCAGUAGUCAAAGGUUAGGACAUGAAAAUUUACACGUAGCUCCUGGAAAGUUGAAGUCAGAGUUUUCUCUGGCAGAUGCUUAGCAUUUUGCACUUGUUUUAAAAACUACUGGAUGAAUAUUUAGGCUUGGUUAAAGAAAGAACAAGAAGUCCAUUCAAUGUGGCAUCUGCUGUUAUAUUUACUAUUUUGGUUUUAAAUUUCUCAUAGAGCUAUAUGUAGAGCUAAGGGCUUUACUCAAAAACAAAUUUCAAGUGAAAACUGUAAAUACUUAAUAUCCAGAAACCAAUACAGAGACUGAAUCAGCCUUAAGCAUGCUUUCUUGUGCAGCACACUGGUAUUUUUUGUAUAUGAAAUGCUUAAAAUUUCAUUCCCAUAAGAAGUAACUAGGAGACAUUUGGACUUUGAGAUCUUUGAAGAUCUCAGUAUAUACAUUGCAAUAUAAACAUUGCUUAUAUUGAUAGUAUUAGCAGAAUCUGUACUUGAAAUGCAUGAUUUGGGACUCAAACUUUGUGCAUGUGUGAUUGAGGGAGCAACAUGACCAGCACAUUGAUAGUGAGAUGCAGAAUGCCGAAUCUCCUAACCAUGAUUAGGAGAUCAAGAACAUGCCAAAGGCUGAAAAGCCACUUAUCUGUGCCCAUCCCAUUCUUCAGCUUGCUUUAACCAUAAUGUAGCAUUAUGUUAUUUUAGUGCUAAAUAUGGUAUUGUAUGUAUUCUUUUGUGCCCAAGGCAUGUAAGGCCACUUCCAACUCUGGUUUGGCUACAAAAGCAAUGCUUGUUAGCGUCAGCCAGCAGAGGUGAGAAUUUGCGCUAUAAGAAGGAAGCAAUGAAUGCCCACAGUCUGUUCCUGAUACCUUAAUCACAGUUCAGGGGGCCAGAAAGGUUAAAAUCUGCACCAUCUGAGCCUUACCAUCUUUCUUCAGUUUUUUGGGGGUUUUUUGAAGAAGUUGAGGGGUUGCAUAGGACCAAUGGUGGGAGCCAGUUCAUGCUGCUCUCGUUCUUGGUUGGUAUUGAUCACAGUUUCUCACUUAACAGGCAGAUGUAGAUUUUGGGAACUGGCCGGUGUUUGGGCUGAUCUCUACACUUCUGCUUUCGCCAUAGUAUUUCUCUCUAAGCAUUUGUAGCCUUGCGUUUUAAAAUCACAUUCCUAUUUCCUUCUGAAAAUGGAGGAAGCCCCCUAGGCUUUUCUCUGUUGCAGAAGAAUUCCUGAUAAGUUUUGUAGCUGUUUGCAUGGGACUAAUAAAGUGAUCCAAAAUAUUUAUUGGUAAUUUUCCUUAGCAUUUUUUCUGUUCUGCUUAAACAAAGCUAACCGGCCUGGAAGGAGGUCCCUGUUACAAUCUGUGGGAAGACAGAAGAGGAAUGCUAAUGGUUUUUCUUUUCUACAAAUAAAGCUGACUGUGUUUGCACACUUGGUUCAAGUCUCCAAAAGUACAUCAAAUCUUCCAUUGCUUCCUUCCUGAGUCUCUCCUCUGGAAUGUGACAUGGGGAAGAAUCCCCGGUAGUAGUUGCCAAGGGAGUGUUAUUGUUCCCUGGUCAAAUCAUAAAGGCUGUAUGUAGCAGACUGCAUCUUCUGUAUCUGGUGGCCUUCAUAUCAAAAUGGGUGAGCCUAGUUGCAUACCAUCUGCAUGCUGCAGCUGGGGGGGGGGUUGCAGUCUUGCCUCCUCCCUCUCCAGAACCCCUUUAUUUAAAAGCAAAUUAGAACAUGAAGAUUUAGAAAAUAACUUCUACUAUAUUUGCUUUUUUUUUCUUGUCAUACUGAAAGAAUAGGAGACAAUGUCCCAUAACCUACUGAAUAAUAAAAAAAAUCCAUCUGCAGUGAAUUAGCCCUUCUGUUUUCAGUUUCCCUGACCAUAUGUGUACAUGUUCAUAGUGACUAAUUAGCUUGAGCUAUAAGGUGGUGACUAAAUAGGGGUGGAGGGACAACACAAAACUCCGUGUUGCUUAAGUUUGUUAUUCAGUUGUUUUUGCUGUCAAACUACAGCUGAAAAUUCUCAAGGAAGACAAAUAAGGUGGGUGUGGGAGGAAGUGAAGGGAGGGGAAGGAGAAGAUAAGUGGAAGCAACUAGAAGUCAGCAACUUCAAAGGAAAUGGUGCAUUUUUAAGUUGCAGUCCAAAGCAACAGUUUCUAUUGAAAUUGGGGAGAUGGUUAUCUGUGAUUGGUACUACAGCUAAAAUUUCUGAACCUUGGCAUGGGCUAAUGAUUAAUAUAUCAGAAAACUAGUUUUAAUUUUAUUCCUUGCAUUUUUAAUUUUGGGAGCACCUGUAUCUGCUUGGGUUAUACAGGUUGCUCUAUAGAAAGGAAACAAGGGUUGUUCAGUAGCAAAGUGCAAAUGUUAUCAUACACACUGCCAGGAAGCUGUAGGUUUUUUGGCUGUGGCCGUUUCUCCAGCGGCCCUGCUUUGCCUGACAAAACUGCCUGUCUCGAGCAGGAAACUCUUUUUAAAAAACAAUGUUGCUUGUUAUACAGGGUGCUCUUGAUCUCUUCCCAUUCUCUGAUGUGAGUGCAGUUGAAGAUAAAAACCUUCCUCUGCUAGUUUCUAAGAGGAAGAGCAGAGAAUCAUUACACAGAAGAAUCAGUUGAGUAGGAUGGGAAAGAGUGAUUGGCCGACAUGCAAAAUCUGUAUUUAGUUUUUGUGGGGUGUUCGAUGGCUGUUCUACUUUUCCCAAAAGCACAUUGCCAGUAUAAGACAUUAAAGAUGGCUUGCAUGCAGAAGGUCUCCAAGUAGAGCUGGGAGAGUUUUAAAAGUUUAGACAGUGCUGAGAUAGAUGGACCCAUUGGUCUGAUUUGGUAAUAGGGCUGGGCACCUACCUGGGAGUCAAACCCAUUGAACUCAGUGGGGCUUAUUUCUCAGCAGACAUAUAUACUGUAUAGGAUUGCUUGGAAAGUGGUCUUACCAAGAAGAGUUAUGACUUCUAUAUAUUUGGCUUUGAUCCAAGUGUGUCCACACAUUUUUAAAGGGUUCCCCAACCCUCAGGAAUGACUUCAGGAGGCAGCUGUAGCAAGAAAGGGUAGGGGGUUCUUUGGAUCCAACCCUUGCUUAUUUUUUGUUUAACAAAAAUGCUCCCAAGAAAAGGGCGGGCAGUGGUAGCAAAUAUCAUCUGCCACAUGGCAGUACAGUAAACCUUAAGCGGUGUGGAUCAACAAAAGCUAACCUAUACGUAGAUAUCUUAUAUGUUCAUUGCUACAUGGUGAAGGUAGCUGGAUUUAGGGGGAAGAGGGGCCUUUUUGUAUAUGAAAGCAGACCUCAGCACUGCUUUUGCUGCACUGUGAGCUGAUUUCAAGAGCUUUAGCUUGUGUAUCCUAAAAGUUUAUUCUUUGCCCAGUAAGCACUUGGGUGGGGCAGUGUGUGCAAUGAAAUAGAGAAAUGUUUUCUCAUGGCAGACAGAAAAAUCUUGAACUUUCUCCUUUUCCAUGACAUUCCGAGUAAGUUCAAGGAAUUUGCCAUUUGGCAUUAAGAAACUGCUUUCAUUAAAGCCCUGGACAAUGGCACCACUAUGUGUAGUUUCUGUUUUAGGCAUAAAUAGCAAACAAACCAGGCGUUUUGUAGAAAAAUAAAUCAGGAUUUCCAGGUAGAUAGUAAUUUCUCUUGUCAAAAAAUCCAUGUGGCCAUUGUUUUCAACAAAAUCCUGUGGACUGUUUCUGUUCCUUUGCCCCUUGUUAAAAUGCAAGUAAGGAUUUAUAGGGGAAGAAAAUGUGCAACACGUGUAAUAACAAGGCAGAGGUAUUAGGCCUUGCCUAUAUUUGUCUGUAUGUUGCUUUGGUCAAGGUGAGAAUGAAUGGACUUUGUGCAGAUUAGAACUGUUCCAUGGGAUAAAGUUAGCAAUUUGAUUUUUUUUAAAUCAAUGGAAAUGUUUUUUUUCAGUGCCUGAAAUGGAAACUAUGGGCAACAUUUCUUCUCUUUCAGAAUGAGUGGGAAUAUGUUUAAAGUGGAAUUUUAAAAUAAUAUGGUAAUGCAGCUAAUUCACACAACUGCAAAUCUAUUCAGAGAUGAUCAUAGCAUUGCUGCAGCAUCUACCUAGGUCUCAGUUCUGAGUAGAAAAAUAAACUUAUGCUGGUAUUUUCAAAUGGAGAUUAUAUUCUGGGCUGAAACACAAUAUAAAACAAAUGAACAUGGCACCAGGGUAGCUAAUAUUGUCUACAGGUAAUAUGAAACAUGCAAAACAACCACCACCACCCAUAUUUGCUUGGAAACAAGUCCCAGAGUGGGGGUUAUUCCUAGGUAAGUUCAUUGAAUUGCAGCUUUACUGCUCAUUCACAUCAUGGCAUAGCAUGGCCACUUGGUAUGCUGGUUAUUGCUGAAUAAAACCUAGAGACCUAUCCAUGUUAAUUUCAUAAAUAUACUAAACAGUACAUUUUCCCCAGGUUAUAUACAUUAUAUACGUGUUCUUGAAGUAACACAGUAAAUUUAUAUUUGAAACAUUGUGAAUAUGUAAACUAGUUCCCCAGAUUCCUUAAAAGUUUUUUAUUUUCAAUUUCCUGCAACUUCAAGCCUUUCUGAAACUGUAUAUCAAGUUGCUCAGAGGACCCUCAGGAUAAAGGAGUGAUGCUUCCCUCUGAAAAAUGUCGAGAGCCAAGAAUAAGCCAUGGCUGACUCUAGCUGCCUAGCAAAAAAACAUAGUCAUCUUUCUGUUUAAUGAAAUUGGAAAUUGGAUUUUAGAAAGCACGUUAGUGACAAAAGCUAGGAUUCAGAUAACUGUAUAAGCAUUUUUCUUCACCCAGGGAGGGUUCAGGCUUGUGUCAUGGUUUAUUUUACAACGCCUGGUGUCCACUGGGUAUGGCACAGCCCUUGAGUAUGCCAAAGGAGCUCUUUUGAUUAUGAUCACUGUUAGUGAAAGCCAAAGUAGGUGAUGGCACUUGGAAGUUGGAGGGAUACAGCUCGCCCUUCCUUAGACAAAAUCACAUAGUUUUGCUUUCUCUGGUCCGCCAUUUCCUCAUGCAGUCUAGUCUUUUCUAGUAAAAAGUGGUUGGAAGCAGCUCAAUGCACCCCAGUUCUUUUUGUUUCCCUCUGUUCAGGUGUGCCUUGCAAUAGCUCAUUAUUCCCAGCCAGCAGAUCUUCAGCUCCUCUUUGCAUUUGAAUAUGUGGGCAAGAAAUACCAUAAUCCAGGUAAUGCAGACAUUUUACUUUCCCUCAUAGCCUUUGGAGGGGCUUUUGGAGUGAGAGCAUGGCUGCCAACUUUUAUGGGAGCUUUUUGGUGAACCCAGGGGUUUGUUUUGGAGGGUGUCAUAUAAGCAGUCCUACUUGAGUGGUAGUACAUGUUUACAUGCAUAGAAAAGCUCACUAGAAAUGUAUCUGUGCCUAAGUGUGCUGGGGGGUGAUUGCAGUUCUGAAGCUAGAAGAGAGCCCUUUGCUUGCCAAUAUGCACCAUGAAGGCUGAGCUUUCAUCUCCCCUUGCUGUGUUCUGGGUUUGCCAGAGGAGAAACAAGCUAUGCUCAACGGAGUUUUGGAGUUCAAGGUAGUUUGGCUGGAAAAGAAGAACCAGCUUGUGUCACAUGGGAGUGUUACAAUGGUGCCCUUCCUACCUUUUCUUCCCAGUCUUGGUUCCUUGGCUGCAGUGAGAUAAUAGAUUUGCAACACCAAGCUCUACUAAUAAGGCUAGAGUCACUUCCACGUAGACUUUUUGUAGCAAAGUAAUCUGUAGGGGGAAGUAUUUGAAGGUUGCUCAUUUAAAGAACCUCUCAAGAAUUAAACCGCCGAGGAAAGGAGUGGUAGUUUUCAAUAUGGUAGUUGGUUUAGCCUCAAAAUAUUGGGAAUCUAAUCCUAAAUCCAUUGAAACUUAUGAAAGUUUGCAUUAACAGAAGCAUUCCUUAAAAUGGCAUAACGUGUUGUCACAGAUAGAUUAAACACAUUAAAUUAAUUUGACAUAUGGUAGGGGUAGAUCAGAACUUCUCUUUGUUUCCCCAUUUAGUGCAAGUUCAUGUCUGUCAAAACUUGGCCAGACACACAAUGGAAAAUAAUAGGGUUUGGGGGUGCUCUGGCCCCUACACAGCUGUAUUUUCAAGAUAACUUAACAGUUUUAUAUAAAGCAGCAUUGGAAGUUUGGAGGUCUGUUUGUUUCCUGCAAGAUACUGUACAUCUGUUUAUUUGCAUGGCACAACUUGGAAAGUACUUUUUAAAAAAUCACUUCCUUCUAGCAAAAAAAGUGAAUGGAAUAGAUCCUGGAGGAGGUGGUGGUGGUGGCCAGCUGACUCCAUUGUUUGAGACAUACUCUGACUGGGAUAGAGAGAUCAAGAGAACAGGAGCAUCAGAAUGGCGUGUAUGUUCAGUGAAUGAAGGCUACAUGAUAUCUACCUGGUAAGUUUGCUUUUCUUUUAUAGCCAGGAAACCACACUGGGAUUGAGAGGCAGAGUUGGCCUCAGGGCACAAUUCCAUUCCCUAGCAAUGAGCCUCUUCUCAGUGAUCUUUUGCAACCGGAUUUUGAUGCAGUUUGUGAAAACAACACUGCCAUGGCUGCUGUUAUGAAUUGCAUUGGUACAUAGCAGUCUGUCUGUGAGCCACUGGCUGGUAAAUCUCUGGUGCUUUUGAAAGAGGAAAUAGUUUUUUUCAGAUUGCAAUUGAAAUAAUGCAGUUUAGGUUCCAUUUCUUAGUAAAGAAUAAGCUAGCUCUGCAUUGUCAUUAGAGAUAAUAAUGACCAGAUUAAUCUUAAGAUUUCUAUGGUUGAUUUCUAAACAAAAGUAAAACAUUGACACUUCAACUCUUGGCUUUAACAUUCUAAUCAAUGCUGCAUAUAAAAAGACUUGACUUGUAUGACAUUUCCGAAGUAACUAUUGUGAGUGUAUUUUGUCUUGGCUCCAAGUCUUCCAGAAUACUUUGUUGUGCCAUCAUCUUUGGCGGAUCAAGAUCUGAAGCAGUACUCCUACUCCUUCACUGGAAGACGGAUGCCAGUAAGUGUGAAGCUGACAUUGCUGCUUAAUUGGUAGUGUUGCAUCCCUGCUAGAGUGCAGCCCACUCCGCUACACAACUAUGCAAGGGAUCUGCAACUAUUGAGUUCCAAACCCUUUGGGGUCAGAAAGGAAAGGUUCAAGGAAAGUGUAAGGGCAGCCCCGGUGAAUCAGAUUGAGGACUCACUGGGCAGCCAGACUUGCUGGAAGCCUAGAGCCCAUGACCCUUCCUUGCUAUUGCACCCUAGCAACAUUCAGAAGUACACUGCCUCUGAAUUUGGAGAUUUCAUAUAAUAAUAAUAAUAAUAAUAAUAAUAAUAAUAAUAAUAAUAAUAAUUGUUUAUUUAUUCCGCCCUCCCCAGCCAAGGCCGGGCUCAGAGCGGCUUACAAGCAAUAAUAAAAACAAGAAGAAUGAUUACAACUUAAAAACAAAAAUAAAAUACAACAUUAAAAUAAUGGAACAUUAAAAUAUUAAAAUGUAGCCUCAUUGCAGGAGGAGAAGGAAAAGAAAAAAGAAAGAGAGGGAGGGAGGGAAUCAAAUUGGCUCCAAGCCAAAGGCCAGGCGGAACAACUCUGUCUUACAGGCUCUGCGGAAAGAAAUCAGAUGCUGCAGGGCCCUGGUCUCAUGAGGCAGAGCGUUCCACCAGGCCGCAGCCAGAGUUGAAAAGGCCCUGGCUCUGGUUGAAGCCAAUCUAACUUCCUUAGGGCCUGGGACCACUAUAUAUAUAGCCAUCAUAUCUAACAGCCGUGGAAAGCCAGAGUCAAGGAGGAAUAAAUUUCAACUGUCAUCACCACAUCUUGUGGCAAUGAAUUUCAUAAAUUAUUUCUUGGACUAAGAAAUCUUUCAGUCUGUCUCAAAUCAUCUUCCUAUCAAUUUCAUUGGGUGACCCUGAAUUCUAGUAUUAUGGGAGAUGGAGGGGAAAAUCCCCCUUUCCACCCAAAUGAAUGUAGGGAGGGGAGGUGGCAGAUGAGGAUAUCAUAGCAGUAAAAGAGCUAAUGGAGUGUGAUUGUGCUCAUGUCCUGCUUGCAGGUUAACCAUAGGCAUCUAGCUGAUCACUGAGAACAGAAUGCUGGAUUUGAUGGACUCCUGUUCUUAAGAUAUUGUGCAGGGCAGGAAGGGAAUAGAGUACUGUAGGGUUGUAGGGUGGGUGGUAGUAGCCAUAGGGUAGGAGGGACACCCCUAGAAACUAUUCCAGAUAUUUUAGCCUUGUGAAGGCCACACUUCACAAUGUAUUUCUGGCAUUUGCAAAAAUCAUGCUUUUUGGGUGGCGCUGUGGGUUAAACCACAGAGCCUAGGACUUGCCGAUCAGAAGGUCGGUGGUUCAAAUCCCCGCAACAGGGUGAGCUCCCGUUGCUCAGUCCCUGCUCCUGCCAACCUAGCAGUUCGAAAGCACGUCAAAACGCAAGUAGAUAAAUAGGUACUGCUCCGGCAGGAAGGUAAAUGGCGUUUCCGUGCGCUGCUUUGGUUCGCCCGAAGCGGCUUAGUCAUCCUGGCCACAUGACCCAGAAGCUGCACGCUGGCUCCCUUGGCCAAUAAAGCGAGAUGAGCGCCGCAGCCCCAGAGUUGGCCACAACUGGACCUAAUGGUCAGGGGUCCCUUUACAUUUAGUACCCGGUUGUAUUUUUCCCUGGCUCCUGAAUGCUAUCUUUUAAGAUAUUGUUAAUACCACGCUAAUUUUAUUGUGAACCACCUUUAGGUUUUUUAAAAUGAAAGAUGGUAUAGAAAUGCUUUAAAUUAAAUGCUGAAGAUCAUUUUGCUUUCUGGAACUUCAGCAGCUACAACCAGCAGCCUGUGACCUUUCCUUCCUGAACACAAAGAUAGUGAGCUUCUUAUGGUCGUUUAGAGGUGCUGUAGGCUAGUUGAAUAUAGUCCUUUUCAUGACUUGUACCUUGCCUUGUAUCCACAAUAUAAAGCAUUCACUUUCUUCUAGAUGUGGUGCUGGAAUCACUCCAAUGGAAGCGCACUUGUGAGAAUGGCCAGCAUUAAAGACCAGUUGCAACAGCGAAAAAUAGACCAACGGUAAAGAUGGUAGUAUUGUUUGCUUAGUGGGCAAAAUCAGAUUCCCUUUGACCCUGAGUUUGGAGAUUUUUGGAAAAUCUGUGUGUUCUUAAUGUAGCAUAGAAGCAAGUAGGAAAUAUGUUACGGUGCAAGUGAAGGGUAAGAUGCCUAAUCUUUGUGAGAAGUAUCUGUGGGGCAGAACCGACGUCCUUUCACCUAACAGUAGGACCUUUGGCAAAUGUUGCCUGUGACCCUUAAAAACUCGCCUUUCUGCAGAGAACUUAGUGAUCAAAUUCUGCACCAUGUGCCACAUCUACUAUCUCAUAUUCUGUUGACAGAGGAGAUGAAUAUCCCUGAGUGUUGAGUUAGAUAAGCUAGUUGCUCUAAAGCAUUGUUAACUUAGUCCCACUUGAGGGUCGUGAUCAGAUUCUCUGUUGGUUGUUGAAGGCUAUGUGGAGAUGGGGGUGUGUGUGCUAAUAUGAAGGUAUGUAGUUGUGCUUUCUGGCCCCCAUAGGUAAGGGCAUCAUCGUGCCAGUUGUUCCCUGGUUACAGGGUUCUUUCAUAUCUCAUACCCCCACAAAAUAGGAAAGCAGCAGCUUGCCAUUGCAAAAAACACUUGCAACCAUGCCCAGUCAGCUGGUGAAAAUGCUUGUUAUCAGUUUUUAGGCCAGAGGAUCAGCAGGGGAAGGAAAUACUCUUAGGACACAAACUUUCCCUUCAUGACCAACUUUGCUUCAGUACUUUUUUUUAUGCUAGGAUUUGCAAUGCUGUCACUAGAAGCCAUCCACAAAGAAGUGAUGUUUACAAAUCUGAUUUGGACAAGAGUCUGCCAAAUAUCCAAGAAAUCCAGGCUGCCUUUCUCAAACUCAAGCAAUUGUGUGUCAAUGGUAUGUUCUUGGCUGCUGUUUUCUGUAAAAAGUGUGCAGUUGGGUAUCUCAAGACAGGAAUUCCAACCUUUCAGGGUCUGUGAGCACAUCUAAAAUUUUAAGAAUUGCUUGUAGGUGCAGCCAGAAUAGCUGCCAUGUGGGGGGGGGGUGACUGGUUUCAAAAUGUUCAGAGUGCCUUCUCUAUGUCUCCAUAAAGUUGAAAGUGUAAGGGAAAAGAUGCAGGCAGGAAGAUGCCUGUCAAGUGGAGCUCACCCUCCACCAAGGACCCAGUUGCCCGAAGGUCCUUGGCAUCGACGCAUCCCUCCUUGUCCCCUGCAUUUAACCAAGGAGCUCUGUGGCUCCCAUCAUCGUGAGGAGGUGCGCAUCUUAACACCCAUCCACCCAAAAUGCAUGACCCGAUGUUGGGCUGCAUCCUGAAAAUAAGAGCCAAUGCUCCUAUGGUGAAGGACUUGUGCUGCCGUCCACUUGGAUGAGGAUAUCCAGGAGAAUACAGAGCCUUGCAGGCCCUGCAUUGAGAACACUAGCACUAACUUUUUCAGAAGAAGCAAUGGGUAGGAUGUGUUUCUAAAUACAUCUGGUACAAUGUAUGUGUCUGAAUUCACAUGCCUGUCCCUCACUAACAUGUAUUCAUUCACACACUAUCCAGCUGUUUAGGAUCUCUUACUAGAGUUAAAACAUGUUCGUUAUGAAUAUGUGUUUACCCUUAACACACAAGAAAAGCCCAUAAGCAGUUCUCACACAAACGGAAAAAAGAUUGGUCUAUAACAUGAAAUGAAAGUGACAGAAUAUAUUAAUGCUGCUUCAGACAGCAAUAUUACAAUUUAAGCAGAGUUGAACUUUUACCUAGAUAAGCAAUUCUUAUAAUUCCAAUAUUUCUGUUGUCUCUUCCUAGAGUUUCCUGUCUAUUUCCCAUUUUGUUUAUUCUUCUUGCUUGAUUGAAAGUUAAAAUAAUAUAAUCCUAGUGAGUGAUGACUAAACUGGUUAUCCUUGAUUGUUUCCUGUUAAAGUUAUUUUACUAUUAUCUGUGUGGAAAUCAUUCUUUUACAGGUGCUGGUAACUAGUUUACAUGUGCUGAUCUUUACAUUACGAGUUCAGGAUGUCUCGUCAAUGCCUUCUAGAACAUGUUUGAGAUAGACUGGUACCAAGGUCAAGAAAAGUUCAUAAUGAGGACCCCCCCUUGCAUAUUAAGCUAUGCCUACCUUUAUUCCUGCCAUGAUCUACAAUAAUAAACCACAGAAAAAGUUCAGAUUGUCACACACCUAUUUACACAUUCUCCUUGUUCUUUAGUCGUGUCUGACUCUUCAUGACCCCAUGGACCAGAGCACACUAGGCACUCCUGUCUUCCACUGCCUCCCGCAGUUUGGUCAAACUCAUGCUGGUAGCUUCGAGAACACUGUCCCACCAUCUCGUCCUCUGUCGUCCCCUUCUCCUUGUGCCCUCCAUCUUUCCCAACAUCAGGGUCUUUUCCAGGGAGUCUUCUCUUCUCAUGAGGUGGCCAAAGUAUUGGAGCCUCAGCUUCCUAGGGACCUUUAAUUCUGAAGACCUGGAGAAUACUGUCUGUGCCUAAAAGGCUGUUCAUACAUUUCAGGGGUAGAAUAGGGACUUUAGGCUGGUUAGAAAACCCUAAUUAGCAGGGUGAUAAUUAAUGUCAGAGUUAACAAACCGUGGAUAAAUGGUGGGAGAGAUUGUGCUGUACCUUUGAGGGGAGCUAGCCCAUCCCUGAUGCCUUAACCAUAGUUAAGAGACAUGUGGCGUCUCUCCCUGCUGUACUAGUCCUGUGUCCCAGCUAGCCUAGUAACCUGUUCUCACAGGAGCUACAAGCAGGGCCUGAGCAGAACAGUGCACUGCGCUCCUUUGAUUCUCAGCAACUGGUUUCCGGAAGUAUACUAGUUUGUCCCCAAUGAAUGGUUCCCUUCUAAGGGGUGUAUUUCCCUCUUCAAGAGUGCCGCUCUCCUUGCCUAAGACGCUCAUUCUCCCUGACAGUAGGGAAGGGAGGGAUUAUCGUGAAGUAGGAUGCAACUAUAACAACCCUAACCGGAUGUUUGCCUCCCUUAGCUUUUUUAAGUCUACCACCGUGGCCUCAAUGAACUUGUUCCUGCACAGCCAGGCACUCAUUGCACCUCAGACACACCCACGGUUUCUCUCCGACUGGGAGAGUCCUACAUGUGACACAGUGCAAAACACUAGAAAGCCUCCACACCCUCCUGGCACUCAACCCAUGUAAUUGUUUUUGUCGUUUAAGAUACUAUAUUGAGAGUAUGGCUUUUAUUAGAUCAUAGAAAGAAGGGGCAUUGCAUCCUGGCCUGCUUGCCCUGCCAGGGAAUGCACAUAUCUCCUUAACACACCUUGACAUUUUGUCAUCAUGGGAUUGCAUUGGGAGUGAACAGGAGGUGUUGAUUAAGUGAGGAGUGGCGAAUGGGCAAUUGGCUUGAGUCUGCUGGGAGUUUACUCCUCUAAAGACAGUAAUAUCACUAUACGACUCUCAUCUUUCAAAUAUGGGGAGCAUGAUUUCUUACUUCUUUUCUCUUUUGGUCACAGAACCUUUUGAAGAAACGGAGGAGAAAUGGUUGUCUUCCCUGGAUAAUUCACACUGGCUAGAGUAUGUGAGGUAUGUGCAGAAGCUGCAAUUAAAAAUCUCUGUUGACAGAUUUAUUUGCAUCCUAGAUCAGAGGUCAGCAACCUUAUCCGAGGAUGGGCCGGUCGACGUUCCGUCCGUCGGAGGAGGGUGUGUGCACACGCAUGCUCUUCCGGGUUGGAGGAGCGCCCAUGCGCACACUCUUAUUUCUGGCGCUCCUCUGACCUGGAAGUGGGCCAGAAAUAGCAUAUGCGCACGGGCACUUCUCUGUCCCACACACUAUUUCCAGCGCACCUCCGGGUUGGAGGAGCGCCCGUGCGCAUGCGCACAGGCACCAUCAACCUGGAAGUCGGUCACAGCACCAGUAAGAGCGGGGGGGCAGGGGUCACCAUGGGCCGGUUAGACAAGCCUCGUGGGCCGCUACUGGCCCAUGGGCCUUAGGUUGCUGACCCCUGUCCUGGAUGUACAGAAGAUAAAAUAUUGACAAGCACUGUGUCACUUUGAAGUGAGAGACUCAAUGAGAUUCUCUACAGUUUGUAAAAAAUGUUGUUCUUGGACAUAUAUGAUUCUGGGAAACUAAAUUUCACUAGAGAUUUAAAGUGAGUUUGCCUCUGCAAAUAUCUUGCAGUGCACAGCUUAUUCCAAAAUAAAGCUAAUAGUGGACUUGCUUGAGUAUUGAAUAGUUCUAAAUAAUUUAAAUAAAUUAAUACAGGCUUUUUUUGUCUUGGUCUAGACUUUUCCUGAAGCAUUCCGCAGAGCUUGUAUACAUGUUGGACUGUAAGCAUGUUUCGGUAGUUUUACAUGGUAAGCUGCUCAAGUGUUUUUAAGCAUGUUGAUGCUGCUGCAGACAUUAUACCAGUAUAUUUAGGAAUAAUUGUAGUAGCUGUUAUCCACUACUCAGAGUGUGGACACCAUUAUUAAAUUUAUCCUUUCCACUGUGUUUAUCUCUGAACUCUUUUUUUUAAUUAUUAUUAAAUUUGUAUACUGCCCUUCAUAUAUCUCAUAUAUUUUACAAGAUAAAAAUACAAGAUAAAAAAACACACAAUACAUAAUAAAAAUAUGGACAAAACAAAACCGAUAACCUCCGCCCCCUCCUCUUCGCCAGUUCCCUCCCGGUCCUUGUCUGGUGUGCCCUUGGCCUUGUGGCUUCACGACCUGAGCAGUGCAACAGGCAGCUGUGCAGGCAGACUCCCUUUCCCCUCACAAGGAGGCCUUUUCUGCCAUAUUGUCCGCAAUAGUCUUAAAAAGCUCCCAGAACCCAGUAGCAGGUUAGAAUAGGAGGCUUUGCCUUUAUGAUUUUUGGAGGUGGUAUUAAAAAGGUAACCCUUCUUGAGUUUGAAGAGGUGCUGGUAAUAUAGGCAGCCCAUUACUGACCUCCUCUUCUACAAAAACAAACACUGUGCUGAUUCACAACUAAAUAAACACAGUUCUGAGCAAGCAGGUGUGUUACCAUUUUAUUGUAACCUUCUAGAACUGAUGCUUAUAGCAUUGAUAAUACUUUGUAAGUGGCUUUGAGGUCCGUUCGAAAAGCAUUAUAAAAACAAAGCACAUGACCCUGUGCUAUUUGUAUUGUUGUUAACAUCUUUUCCCCCCGCUCACUUCAUAUUUCUUUUUUUAUAUCACUGUUACAAAUGUCAACUACAGAGGAAGAAGGGCGUGACCUGAGCUGCUGUGUGGCUUCGCUCAUUCAAGUGAUGCUGGAUCCCUAUUUCCGGACGAUUGCUGGUUUCCAGAGCCUGAUUCAGAAGGAGUGGGUCAUGGCAGGGUACCCGUUUCUAGAUAGGUGUAACCACCUGAAGAAAUCUGACAAAGAGGUAAUUGAGGUACUUAAGGCUGUGGUCUAAACCACUGAGCCUUGAGCUUGCCGAUCAAAAGGUCAGCGGUUCGAAUCCCCGCGACGGGGUGAGUUCCCGUUGUUUGGUCCCAUUGCCUGCCAACCUAGCAGUUCAAAAGCACGCCAAAGUGCAAGUAGAUAAAUAGGUACCGCUCUAGCAGGAAGGUAAACGGCAUUUCCGUGCGCUGCUCUGGUUUUGCCAGAAGCGGCUUAGUCAUGCUGGCCACAUGACCCAGAAAAACUGUCUGUGGACAAAUGCCAGCUUCCUCAGCCUGUAAAGCGAGAUGAGUGCCGCAACCCCAGAGUCGUCCGCAACUCAGCUGUCAGGGGUCUUUUACCUUUACCUAUUUUAUACAUUUGAAAUGGAUUUUUCCAAGGAAAUAACAGGAUCUGGGGAAAUCUCUGAGGGCAGGAGGCCAGAAGAGUGAUGGAUUGGGAAAUGCACAGAGAGAUGAGAUGAUGCACUUUUCUUUCAGGGCUGCAAUUAUUUGAGAACUGGUUUUAAAUUUGGGACAUGCUGGAAUGUGUUGAAGGGGAUUAUUUGAAUUGUCAAAAUUUGGACUGUGCCUUCAGGUCAGGAAUACAGUUGAAACCCCAACUACCUUGGGCAGCUCUGGCUGGCAAAAAAGCAAGGGAGAACUGGCCUCCUUUUGGGAUGCAUAGCACCAUGUUAAGAGCGUUGUGCUUAAUGAAACAAAUCCCCCCCCCCCUUUAAAGAUUUUUUAAAAUUUAUUGUCAGUAGUACAGAAACUUCCCUCCAGUGAGUAUGUUUGAAAUGUAUUUAGAAACCCCAUUGAGGGGCCAACAACAUUUUCUCCCAGUUUUAUUCAAGUGAACAUUAUUAUUAUUAUUAUCAUUAUUUAUUGUCUUGGCAUACCACCAUCUGAAUAUCACAGGGCAGUUCACAACAUAAAACUAUAACAGAAAAAGCCCCAUUCUUGUGCUGCCACCCUCCAGACCUCUCGUGAAUGAGGUACACAAAGAAGGGCCUCAGAUGAUGAUCGCAGGGUCUGGGUCAGCUUCUUUGGGAAGAGACUGUCCUUGAGGUAUUGCUCUUCUGAGCUGUUUAAGGCUUUAUAGAUCAAAACCAGCACUUAGAAUUGGGCCCGGAAACUAACUGGCAGCCAGUGCAGUUGGACCAAGAUCGGUGUAAUACGCUGAAACAGUCUUGUUCCAGUUAGCAACCUGGUUGCUGAAUUCUGCACUAGCUGAAGUUUCUGGACCAUCUUUAGAGGCAGCCCCAUAUAUAACACAUUGCAGUAAUCUAACCUAGAGGUAGGGAAUAAAUCAUUUGAAGUCCAUAAUGUGAUAUCGGAUUCAUAAUUUUUGACCUGGCAAUAUUGCAAAUCGUAUGUGUGUGCGUGCAAAAAUCAUGAUGCAGGAAAAACCAUGAAGCCAGCCAAUGCCUCUACAUAGCUCCAUCCUUAUUUCAGACAUCGUGAUAUAUCAGUAUGUUGUGAUCUUUAGCUGGUGAUAUAUCAUGGUGUUGAAAACCAGAUAUCACCCAGCCCUAGUUACCAGAGUAUAGAUGAAGGAAGUUAGGCUAUCCUUGUCUAGAGAUGAGUUGCACCAGGGCCACCAGCCAAAGGGCUGAUGGAAAGCACUCCACACCACUGAGGCCACCUGAACCUCAAGCGACAGCAAAAGAUCCAGAAGGCCCCCAAGCUACAUACUUGUUCCUUCAGAGGCAGUGUAACCCCAUCAAGAGCAGGCAAUCUCUCGGCCAUCCAGUCUAGGAAAUCUCCCACUAACAGUCUCCAAGUCUUAUCUGGAUUGAGCUUCAGUUUUUUGGUUCUCAUCCAGUCCAUUACCAAGGCAAGACAAUGGUCCAGCAUGCACACUGGCAGAUGUAAAAGAGACCUAGAGCCGUGUGUCAUCAGCAUAUUGCUGCCAAUGUACUCUUGAUGACCCCACUCAGCAGUUUCAUGUAGAUGUUAAACAGCAUGAACCCUGAGAAACUCCACAUUGAAGGCUCCACAUUGAAGCCAAAGAGCAUUCCCCUCUGGAAAUGACAUCCAAGUAGGAUUGGGACCACCGCAAAGCGGUGCCACCCACCCCUAUCCUGGACAGCCACUCUAGAAAGAUACUGUGGUUGAUGGUAUCGAAAGCCUUGAACAAGCAUUGCUAAUUUGGGGUUUGAUUUACACAAUCAGAAUCAGAAAUUAUUACCUUCAGGUUGGUACUAUAGGGUUUUAUCCUAGGUGCCCCCUGUCGACACAAGCAAAGAAUUUCAGGGUGUUUUCAUAUUUCUGACUGUCCUGAGUCUUAUGGUUUCUGUGGGACUACAAAUUCCACCCUGUAACUAUUGACAUGCUCAUUGGUGUCUUAUCUUACCAAAAGUUUUCAGCUGUUUCAUGAAAUUUUAAACAAAUCUGUUUCAGAAGUGGCUGUGCACAAUAAUAGAUUGUACAAGCAAGCCUUUGAAGAAUCAAAAGUCCUGAAGUUUACAGACUCGUGUGGGAUUAGAACUAGACUUUUUGUUCUAACGGAAUUGGUAGCUAGGUAUAAGCUUUGUUGCAGCUAAUCUUAGAGCCAUGCAAGACAGAGAAUUACAAAAUAGAGCCUAAAAGCCCAGUGUUGGCUAAAACAGUGGUUUAGCAGAAAUUUAAAAAUGCAGCUAGUUAAAAUCAGCGGAAGAGUGAUUUGGGACCCUAGUACAUUGGUGCUUUGAAAUAAAAUUCUCUCCUCCCAAGCCAUGAGAAAUCUGACAUUACUCCUAGCAUAGGCUUCAACAAGCACUAUUUUCACAAUUUAAAAAAAUAUAUAUUUUCUGUAACCAUGACAGACAGAAUCUUAAUUUAAGGAAAUAUUUAUGUCCUCUAAAAAAAUCUGAAUGAAGAGCUGUCUGCCAGGCAGAAAACUACAUUUCAUGGUUCACUAUAGUUCACACAGCUAAGUUACAGACUACGGGCUCUAGUCAGAGGUACUUGAAUGUAAAGUAGGCAUUUCCAUAUGUGUUACUCCAGUUUGUACACUUGCUUUGUAGUGCAUUAUAUUUUGUAAUAAUAAUCUCAGCAUUGAUUUAAUGGUGACUGCAGUAAAUGUAGGGCUUGAGCAAACUUGCAUAAGUCUUCUGUGUGUAACAUCUUCCUAUCAUUUCCCUCCCACUCCAGUCUCCCUUAUUUUUGAUGUUCCUGGACUGUGUCUGGCAACUGCUUGAGCAAUACCCAUCAGCCUUUGAAUUUUCUGAAGCUUACUUGACAAUAUUGUACGACAGCACGCGGAUCUCGCUGUUUGGUACCUUCCUCUUCAACUCUCCACAUCAGAGAGUGAAGCAAAGCACGGUGGGUGCUAAACAUUGUCUGACCUCAAGUAGAAGCUGCAACACAUGGUUAGGAAGCUGGAAAACCACCUCCAGUAGUCAAGGUGGAAGCCUCUUAACUACAAGGGAUUGUAGCUCACAGCUAUGAGAUGGAAGAGCAGUUGGCACAUUAAGGACCAAAAAAUAGACUCUGCUGAUUUCUUAUUUGUAUAUUGAGUUUUAAUUAACAGUAGUGGUAUUUGUCAUCAACAUUGCUAACGCCACAUGCGAGGAACAAGUUGCACUUUGGUCCUGUGGUAUUCUUGCCCUAGAUUGUUAACCAUCAACUUGAGAGAAACCUUCAGCAAAACCACAUGGGAGAAAGCCAUUAUGAUCAAUAGAUUUCAAUAUAGGUAGAAAGUUUGGGUUUUAUUUUGCCUUUGUUCCUUACCAUUUUUCUAGAAUUCUUCGAGCACAAAUGCAAAAAUACCUUUUUAAAAAGUUAGGAUUCUUAUGGGAUAGGUUGAGACACAGCCACAUUUGUAUACUGGGGAACCGUGGAAAAUAUUUUGUCUGAAUAGUUUUGGGGUCUCCAAUGCAGAGGCCUGCAAGGCACUUCCUCCCUAAUGCUGUGCAUGAUUUCUGUAAUUUUCCUUUUAUUCUCGACACACAACACACACACACACAGUGGGAGGUGGGGUAUGCAGCUAUAGCUGUGCCAUUGGAGCUGGGGGAGGAGAAGCAAGGAACAGGCUUUGUCACCUUGCAAUUCCCCUCGGGAACAGACAGGGAAAGUAGCAUUCCUCAGGGAGAAGGCUUAUUUGACAAUAUGCUGGUCUGGCUCUAGAGGAAGCCAAAAGGGGCUUGUUAGGUUGCCUGCUGUUGAUUACAAGGAGGUCAUUCAGUUGAAGGUAAUAUCAUAAAUUGGAAAGAGCAUAAGAGACUGUUUCAAAGUUGAAGAAUUUCAUUAACCUGCUUCAAGAAGGCUUUAGCAAUUGGAAGAAUUGUGUUUAAAUUCUGGCAAAACUCUUUUAAGGCAUCACCCAGUAACUUGGCUUUCUUCUCUCUCCUCAGAUGUCCAUAGAUGCCACAAUGUUUGGCCUCAUUCCUUUUAAUAAUGUAAUAUAAAUAUAACAAAAUCUCUAAGCAGUUCACAGAAGCUACAAUAAUAAAUUCACAAUGAAAAGAAUCAGUGCAUAUCAAAAUCCAAUAAAUCAUUAAGCAAAGCAUCACAAAAAAAAUCCUUUGUGUUCCAUUACCAUAAAGAGAGGAAUGCAGGAUCUUAUUUUUCUGCAAAUAAAGGGUUUUAUAUUUAUUGGUGAAGUGGGGUUGAGUGUGUAUAUAUGUGAACUUAUCUGAAUUUUCUUUCUUUCAGGAAUUUGCCAUAAGCAAAAACAUCCAGCUAGGUGAUGAGAAGGGCCUCAGAUUUCCUUCUGUUUGGGAUUGGUCUCUUCAACACACUGUGAGGGAUCGUAUGCUAUUCCACAACCCCUUGUACAUUGGGAAGAGUGCACCGUGUGUGCACAAUGGGGCUGUGAAAUACUUCAAGCGAUCAAAGGUAAGAAUGGACCAGUGAGUCAGUCCAGCUACGCCAGUGGUGCUUCAGUUUAGCUGCUGCAAAGAUGGUACCUCAUUGCUGUUGGAACGGGAUCCAUUUUCAGUGCCCUGGGCCAGUGCCCUUCUGCAGCCCAGCAGUGUCCUGCUGGAGAAAAUCAAAGACUGAAACAGGGGCAGCACAUCUAGUCCCAACUCACUGGCCAAUGCAGGAAAUCCAGAAUGAGAGCAUUCCCAGCACUGGGCUGCCCAGUCGCCGUUUGAAAAUCUCCAGUAAGGGAGAUCCCAUCUAUGUAACUGGCUCAAGAAGCUUCUCCCAAUGUUCAACUCAAAUCCUGUCCUGAAACAAGUCCAUUAGAUCUUACCUUGCCCUCUGGGGCAGGUGAGAACAAACAAGUCUUUGUCCUCUCGUAGGAUCUUCAGGUAAUCAAGUGGUGAUACUUUCAUUUAUUUCAUACUACAUUGUUCAUGAGAACUCUGCUUCAACUUUCCAGGUAAAGCAGUUUUCUAGCAGGUGAUUCCCCACCCUUAACAUGGUUAGUGGUUUUGACCUUAACUACCAAGGAAAGCAGUGUAUGCUUGGUUGCCUCCAAUCACCACGUGAUGAUGAUGAAUCACCACAUGAUUCAGAGAUAGUGAAUGAGGGGAUCUGGGGGCUGCCUACCUACUGACAAUGUCUGCUAGGAGAAUGUAGUUAGAGGAGGGAGAAGGAAACUGAUGGGUGGCUUCCCCAAAUCAUUCAGUCCCGAUUGGUGGGAUGUCGUAAUACAUUCAGAAGCCCAUGAGCUGGGCCAGUGGGUAUUUCGUUGCAGUGUUUCAGUCAGUGCUUUUCUUCUGUUUUUAAGGGCAGGUACCGAGUACCCCCAGGGAAAAAGCACUGGUUUCAGUGAUUUUUCAGAGCAGUCUUGCCUCUUAUGCAGUAGUCCACCAGCCAGAGCUCACACAAAAGCCCAUGUUGUAAGUGAAUGAGCUUGCGGGGGGGGGGUGUCUCCCUGCCUCCUCUGCACCCAGCAUAGGAACAAGCAGCCUGCCGGAAAAGGGAGCCCUCGUCUUCCACAUCCAGUAGAGAAGCUACUUUCAGGGCCCUAUUUUCAAGGUUUCUUGGUGUGAGUACUGCAUUUAUUGCAAAGUUAUUUCUCAGAACUGUUUCUCAGGUCAUGGGAUAAUAGAAAAAUAAGGAAGAUAAUUGUAUUGGACCAAUGACGUUUUCAAGUUCACACAUAGCUUCUGCUGACAUAAUAAAAGGGUAGCUAGUUUUUAACUUACAUGUCUGUUUUUUUAAAUAACGGAACCAUUUUUUUAGCAAGCAGACAGAUUAGGCACAGCACUUCAGACACUGACCUGCAUGAAAUUCCAUAUUAGUGUGGUUAUCUUUUAGAACCCUCUACUAGAAAAAAAUAGUGGAAGUGACUAAAAUACUUGCAUAGAUAAUCAGGUUUGCUCUCCAUAUAACCAGGAAUUAUCCACUAUUUCAUCCUACCUAAUGAAGCACUUACUGCUGGUGAAGGAUUGCAUAUGCUCUUGCUAAUGGAAAGUUUCUCAUUUCCACAUGCAACUUUGUCUCAUUACCUUUUUGGCCCCAGAAAGUACUUCAUCAUUAUAUGGCAUCUGUUAUUACAAAUUGUGCUGAUUUUUCCAAAGGAGAUUUGACAAAUUCAUGGAAGAAUAGAAGUAAUAUAGCCCAUCAUUUUGGGCUAUGUUAAUAGUAUCUAGAAGUAAUUAUUCCAGGGAUGGGGGUGGGGUCUACUUAACUGUAACUGGAGCUCCGUGGAGAUCAAGUUGAACCUGAUGGGAAACUGAAGGUAUUUUACUAACUUUUCCCUUCCCAGAAGAACUACAGUUCAACACUCAGGGGCCUCCCGCCCUCCCUGAAGAACGGUAUUAUCAGCGAGCAAGACUUUCUUCCAAGAAGAAAUUCCCUAAUACUAAAACUGAAACCAGACUUUCUUCACCAUACGGAUACCACCACCAAUGGCAUGGAGCAAUAUUUCAGAGAGUGGUUUUCUAAGCCACUCGACCUGCAUGGUGUAAUCCUGCCCCAUCUCUCUGGAACACAAAUCAAACUCUGGAAACUCUGCUACUUCCGCUGGAUCCCUGAGGCCCAGAUCAACAGUGGUGGCUUCAUUACUGCCUUCCAUAAAAUCUCUUUAUUAGCAGAUGAAGUAGAUGUUCUGAACCGGUGUCUGAGGCAACACAGCGGAACCCCACCUUUGCUCACUAACACUUCUGAACUCGAUCAAAGCCGGAUGUACUUUAGAGCAAAUGGGCUCAAUGAUUCCUCCACAACCCCAGACUUCCUUUCUUCCUCUUUCCCAUUUUCUCCUGUAGGGAAUCUCUGCCGACGGAGUAUUUUGGGAACACCACUGAGCAAAUUCUUAAGUGGUGCCAAAAUCUGGUUGUCCACAGAGACACUUGCCAAUGAAGACUGAUGUCUUUAGAGACAUAGAAGGGAGACAAGGAGGAGAGACUGACACAUCAUUUUUUGCAGCACACUGCUAACCACAGCACCAGAAACUGUAAUAGCUUUAUAUACUAAGGUUACUUAUGUUUUGCACAAAGUAUUUAAAAGCAGCUGUGUCAUGCUUUCAGAUCGCACUAUUUUUAUUUUUAUUUGGGUUUUGUUUCAUUUUUCUUCACCAGUCCAAUAACUAAGGCACAUACCAUUUGAGGUUAGUCUCCCCACAAACACACCACAAUCUAAGGUCUGAUUGUGUUUUGUUUGUGUCCCAAAGCUACUAUUCCCUGCUGCUGAUUUGUAGCACAUCUCUUGUCAGCUUGGAUGAAUUAACAGAUGAAGACAGACAUUAGAGUCAAAAAAGUUGCUGCAUCAAAUUUGAUCGCUACAAUUGGUACAGAUAUAAGAGCCAUUAAUUUUAUCAGUCACGUUUCAAAUUCAUGGCAUGAUUCAGCUGAGGGUAGGGACUUUUAAAUCCUGUUUAUUUCAAUGGUACUUUAUAAAAGCACCUUUCCCGUUGAAAUAAAUUAAAGUGUUCAUCUUGAUCAGGUUGGCUAUGGGAAUGGUGGAGAGAUCUAGUUUAGUCCAUGAGCAUUUUUCCUCUUUUCAUUUAGUAUCUGAAACUGCCUUUUAGUUUCCAAAAUCUGCCUAUAGGACAAUGUGUGCUGACCUCACUGCCCCAGUCCCUCAACUGGGGUUUGCUUUAACUUAUGGUUAAGGCAUACACUGGCAGCCGUGUUAGCUUGGCCUAAAGGAUUCCCCUAGGAUCAGCAGCUGUGGUUUCAAAGUAGGUGUCACUUCCAUCCGCUAGGUUGAAAGGAGUCCUUGGUAGCGCUAAUCAUAGUUAAAGGGGAGAGGAGAAUUAGCUGCCAAUCUCAUUACCAUAGUUUGGUGUCAUUACAGCUGAACAAACCUCAGAAUAAUGUCAGUCAAUUAUAGCCUUAAAAGUGCCUUUUCUUGCUUUUUAAGUAAGAUUUCUCUCUCUCCAUCAUGGAAUUCAAUUACUCUAAUGUGGUAAGCUAAUAGGCUACACAUUAGUAGUAUCCAUUUCCAGAAUCUCAUUCAUACCACAAUUUAUGGACGUUUCCAAAAGCAUCUUAUCCUUUGACCUUGUGAUCAGGAAUAGAAAACUUAAUCAGAGUACCUCUGAAGUAUAUAUUUAACUCAAUGGGUACAGAAUAUUAGGUGGAAGAUCUUAGGCCCAAAUUAAGAUUGCUGUAAAAUGUCUUUUAAAGAAAAUGCCUGUAUUGUAUUUAAAUUUUUAUGUUAAGGUCAAGUUUGGUGCUCAGUGGAUGCUGAUUUUUUUUAAUGGCCAAAACAAAAUGGCAUGCGGAAUGUGUGGGAUAGUGGUGUAUGAAAGAAUUAACUAGAAAACCUUGAUAUAGUAAGAGUUUUUUGGGCUUUAUUCCCAUGCCAGUAACAUCCCAGGUUACUUACCGAGUACCAUACUGUUGCUUCAUUUCACACGUGGUCAUGAAGGUGGACUAAGAUUCACAUUCAAAAGUGGUCAGCUAGUUUAUGCAGUGUCUUCAGUGGCAUGUGCCAACAUCCAGAAGUGCAAAAUCAGCUCUUCAUCAUCAUGUAGAGCAUCAUGCCCCCUUUCCCCAGCUACCCCUUCCAGGUCUCUUAGCUUUUGCACAUUCUGCCCCUGAUCCAAAGCAUGCAUGUAAAAGCCAAGUGAAAAACUGCCCUUCUGAUGCUCAAUUGUCUGGCAGGGUUUAGGGUUUGUUUAAAGCCAGGCUGCCUCACUCGCUGCAGAUCAGAAGGCUUCUAUGUUUACAGGAGCUGUGUGUGUGUGAGAGAGAGAGAGAGCAAAAGACUUGGAUCAGACUGGGAUGUUGGGCAUGCAGUGCCAUCUUAAGCAUGCCCAGCCCAUUGAGCACCUAUAGUCUCCAGUUGCAUUGGGUGUCUGUAAAAUACUGUAAACACACACCCCUUUGCACACUUGACCAAGCUUCCACUAAGUGAAAGUCAGGUAGACUAGUUUCACUGGAAAACAGGCAAGGGCUGAUCAGUAUUGGCUACCUGUCCAAGGCGCUUCUCUUCAAAAGUUUAGUGUCUUGUUAGAAUGGACAAAGCUUUGUUCCCCUAGUGUUAAAUUUCAUCCCAUGUCCAGUUUGUAUACCAGUCUCUUUGUACCAGAUCAUAGACUUUAUUAAGGUGACUUUAUAUUGAUUUUUACUUAAUGCCUAAUAGUCUUAAUUACAUUUCAGAUGUACCAAAUUUUGCUAAUUAACUGAAAGUUGGAUGAAUACUUUGCAAGAAUUACUGAGUAAGGUGUUUUAACGUUUGAGACAUGUGUCCCUUCCUUACAGGAGUUUUUUUAAAGUGCAUUUUUGUAGCCUGUGCCCUUUUUAUCCUUUUGAUGUUACUGAACUUUGCCUUUAAGAAUUGCUGCCUAUAAACUGUUCAUACCCAAUGGACUAGAACAAAUGGCUUUAAGACUAGAGAGUAAGCUAAGCCAGGUUUAUACGGUUAACUCCAGGCCAACAGUGCCUGGAUCGCUGCCCAGGUUUGUACUACUGUAAAUGAAAGAGACUGGGAAAGAAGCCUGUUUAGCAGGAGCCUGAACUUUGGAGUACCAGGCCUGUGAUAUUUUUAAUUGGGCAAAAUGCUGUGAGUCCUACAAUCAGAAAUCAAGGAAGUAAUGGAGUGGGGCCGGUGAGCAGUGCUUUCUGAUCUAGCCUUGCACAGUCUUGUAAUCACAUAGUUACGGUGGAGUUGUUGCCCCUCUCCCUCCUGCCCCAUCAUAUGACGACGUAUAGAGAAGUCUCUGUGGUUUGACUAAAGUGGGCUGGGAGUGGCUACCCACGUUUCUUGAUGCAGCGGUACCACAGGGCAGGGUGGAAGACAGGUGACUUGCCUUCUGGGUAGCGAGCAGACAUUUAAACCUUCACAAAACCCCGAGGUAAAUUGCAGCAAGUCCUUGAUUGAGGAAAUCCAGGCUCCAUUGCUUACCUAAAGGGCUAUGAACUGUCAGGCUUCAGCCAGCCCCCUCUGCUAUAUGCAAUGCCUUCACUCAGUUCAAAGGGGGCUUGUAGGUGGGCACACUCCAAAGGGAUUGUACUUUCUAAAACCAGGUACCUUUUUAGGAAUUUUUUGUAAGUGUAGAAAAGAAUAGAUGCUUAUUUUUGUAUUUUUUUUCACCCUAGCAACAAGCAAAAUGCAGCUGCAAUUAUUAAAGGAUAUUUUUUGUUUAAAAAAGCAGGGGGGUUGGUGUAUGGAGUUCUAAAUGGAUUAUGGUCCACGUAGAAAUCAAUGCCUUUUAGUUACUGCAGAGUGGAAGUUGACUGUUACGUAACUUAUCAUGGAAGUGCAAUUAUAUUUAACCCCUUGUGCAGGUCGUGAACCAAAGAGACACCACUGAAAAGUGUGCGUUUCACAUUGGCAGAAGGAAUCCUGUUUCUAGAGUGGUUGUUUUUGUAGAUUCUCUUUCAGUUUAGCUGUUAAAUCUCCAAAGAAAAGGUAUACAUUAAAACCAAACCUGUUGUAAAAUUUUAUUUAAAGGCUGAAGUUGUUAAUCAGAAAAUUGACUGCAGCAGUCAGGACUCCCUGCAGCUCAGAGGGUGGAAGAGCCCCUCCCCCCUUUUGAAACGGAAUCUAAAGCCUUGAUGCGGAAAACAAUGCCUUACUUGAGUAAAGCAAAGCUGACAGGAACACAUACAAAAAACCCCCAACCUGUCAAUGUUGUGAAUAUGAAGUAAAUCAAGACAUAAUUAAAAACGAACAAACCUUCCAGUGUAGUCUUUGUUGGUGUGGAACUUGACUUUUUAAGAAUGGUGUGCAUUAAUUUACGUAGUACAGUUACCAUCCAUAUGUACCUGAGUAAUGGGACAUAUCUAUGUGAGAACAAGGUUUAAAUAUGUUCAGUGCAUUUGAAGAACAUUUAAGAGGAUACUCCUGUGGCCUUUUUGCAACAAAUUUGUGAAGUGUCACUUUGGCUUAAACAUUCCCUACGUCCACCAGCAUAAAGUCCAGUAGUGUUUUUCCGGGAGGGGGGGGUAUUGGCAGCCAAGCCUUCGUAAAUUGGCAGUGACCCAUUUACAGUGGGGCAGAGCUGAGAGCUCUGCUCCUGUCACUUGCUUGUCUUUGCAAGAACAGGAAAAAAGACACAGUGCCAGCAGAGAGAAGGAACAAACUUUCUUACAAAGUUUUUAAAAGUAGGAAAAAACUUGAGGACUGUUUUCAGUCACAUGCUUGAGUAUGGAGGGAAAACACUUGAAGUAGGGAUUUAGCUGUUUCAGGUUUCUGCACUUCAGAAUUCCCUUGCUGUAGUCUAGAACGUAACCCUAGUUCACCAAUUCUGCAGAUGACCAAACUGGGAGGGGUAGCUAGUGCCGAAGAAGACAGAAUCAGAAUUAAAAAUUACUGCAGCCUUAAAUAUUUGAGUAAGAUUGGAGAACAGAGACCAUACUAACAAAAUUAAUUUCAAUUGGGACAAAUGCCAGCUUCUGCAUUUAGGCAGGAAUAAUCAGCUGCAAAAAUAUAAGAUGGGAGACACCUGGCUUGCCAGUAGUACCUGUGAAAAGAAUCUAGGGGUCUUAUUGGACCACAAGGUAAACAUGAGCUAACAGUGUGAUGCAGCAGCAAAAAAAGCUAAUGCUAUUCUAGGCUGCAUCAACAGAAUUAUAGUGUCCAGAUCAAGGCACUCUAUUCUGCCUUGCUCAGACCACAUCUGCAGUCCUGUGUUCAAUUCUGGGCACCACAAUUUAAGAAGGAUGUUGAAAAGCUGGAACAUGUGCAGAGGAGGGAGACCAAGAUGAUCAGGGGUCUGGAAACUAAGCCUUAUGAGAAACGCUUGAAGGAGCUGGGUAUGUUUAGCCUGGGAAAGAGGAGACAGCAGAUAUAUAACCAUCUUCAAGUAUCUAAAGGGCUGCCACAUGGAAGAGGGAGCAAGCUUGUUUUCUCCUCUUCUGGAGUGUAGGACUCGAACCAGACAUCAGGAAGAACACUCUGGUGGUAAGAGCUGUUUGACAGUGGAAUGGACUCCCUCUGGAGGUUGUGGGCAUUCCUGCCGUGGAGGUUUUUAAGCAGGUUGGAUGGCUAUCUGGGAUGCUUUAGCCAAGAUUCCUGCAUUGCAGGUGGUUUGACUAGAUGGCCCUUGGGUCCCUUCCAACACUACAAUUCUAUGAUUCUAGUUUAAAAUACACAAAAGCUACAUGUGUUAAAACACUGCAAUGACAAAACCCUUAAAAGCAUCUCUGCUAAACAAGAGGACAUUUUUUGUUUUUUAAAUAAGGUUUGCAGUAGUUUAACAGUUUUUGUUUAAGAUGGGAUACUGUUCUUUAACAAAACUCUAAACAAGCAAAAGGUAGCAUCCCCUCUAAGUCAUUCUCAGAUCCCUGCAAUUGAGAACAUUCAGCAGGGUGGCCCAACCUGUGGGCCACAUGUAGCCCACAAUGCCUUUUUGGUGGCCCUUGGAAUUCAUCCAGAAGAGCAGCAGCUGUGAGGCAUGAGCGAGAGUCCUGUCUUUUCAAAUAACUAGAUGCCUCUGCCGCAGCCCCCAGCCCUGGAGAGCCAGGCGAUGGAGCAGCGCUUGCUGUUGCAUAGGUGUACUAGAGACUGAAUUGUUAUGGCCUGUGAAGGACAACAUUUCCCCUCUUCCUCCUUUCCGGCACAGCGCUGUACAGCAACCAAAGUUCCAUGUUUAUGACUUGUACCAUGGGUUACUUUGUUUGUCGCAGCAUGGUGGGUGGCUUCUUGGUGGCUUUCAUCCUUGAACCAAGAGCAGCUCAGGUAAGUG